AAAAGAACCUUGGAUGAAAAGGAGUUGGAAAAAGGCAGUUGAAGUGAGAAGACAAGACAGGCAACAGAUGAGAGCGAAGAUUAAGAAGCAGAGCUGGCUGGGAAAUGGGAAAGUGAGCUGAUAUACACCACAUUAAAGUGGCAAUCCUUACUGAUUGCCUAUGUUCUGAUUGAACAUAGGCUACCUUCCAAAUGAAGGCUGUAAGACACAAAAGAAAAUAUCAGUUGGAUAAGCUGAUGGACUUGGGUCAAGGAUAUUUGGUUUCAAAUCACUAUUCAGUUGUUGAGCUCACUGGGUAACUAUAGCCAAGUUACCUAAUUAACCUCACUGGAUUAUGGUGAUUAUAAAAUUAGAUAACUGUGCACACCAUCAUCAGCUCAUUGAAACAAAAGUGUGAUACAAAUGGAAGAAUUUUGUAUCAUAUAAGGCACUUUUCCAUGUCCAGUAUCCCACAAGCCUGCUGCAACCCUUGUAGAAUAUAUACAGUGGUACCUCGGGUUAAGUACUUAAUUCGUUCCAGAGGUCCAUACUUAACCUGAAACUGUUCUUAACCUGAAACACCACUUUCGCUAAUGGGGCCUCCUGCUGCCGCUGCGCCACCGGAGCACAAUUUCUGUUCUCAUCCUGAAGCAAAGUUCUUAACCUGAAGCACUAUUUCUGGGUUAGCGGAGUCUGUAACCUGAAGCGUAUGUAACCUGAGGUACCACUGUAAUGUAUUAGUAUAAGGAACCUGUGGCCCUCCUGAUAUUUAUAGGCCAAGCUGCCAAUGACCAGCGAUGGUGGGAGGUAAGGAGGGCCAUAGGUGCUCCAUCUCUGAUUUAUAAGGUGAAAUAAAAUGUAGACCUGCAAUUGUUUAUUUGUUUGUUAAAUGUAUUGGCUGAUCUUCAUCAGAGUGAUCCCAGGGUAAUGUACAAUACCAAAUGCUGUGGCCACAUACAAAUUACAAUCAGCAAGAAUAAUAAAAACACAAAAUCGUGUUAUUAAAAUCACUAAAAAAUAUACUCUGAGCAAAAUUUAAAGCAGCAGUAACAGUACAUCAGGGUUUUGGAAUAUUCUGUAGUAUUUCCUGUUAAUUCAUAUUACAUCUUUCUGUACAUCGCAUCUAAAGUUCCACAAAGCGCUCCAAUAACUUGCUGAUGCAAAUGAGGCUAUUGGUACAUCUAUAGUCUGUAGUUUGACUGAAAGCGCCUUUUUCAUUUCAAAUUCCAAGUCCAUAUUGUCACACACAGUUAAUCAUUAAGCCACUUAAUCAGGACAGUUCACUGAGCAGCUUGUUGAAAGGGCAUUUAUGCAAGUGGACUUUGGAGGUAGAAGGAAAAUGGAACCAAAAAGAUUUAAAAUAUAUAUAUAUUAACUAAAUGGAGGGGGGUGAAUGAUGUUUCAGACUUCUAUUGCCAAGACACAAUCCGUUUUUUCUUUUUUAUUCUGUCAGGGAUCAGCUUUUUUUAACCAUUUAGGAUGCUGCCGAUUUGGGAAAUCAGAAUUUUGUUUUUGAUCUUUUCAUUGCUAACUAUCACCAAGAGCACAAAGUUGUUGUCAAGCCACAAAAAGUGUGGCGAUCCAGAAUGCGAAAGUAAGUAUAAGGGCUUUUGCUUUAAGUAAGCUUCUUUGAAACUAAUUUAAGUGUCGUCAAAAUCUGUAAAACAAAACAAAGCAAGAAAAAGUUUUGAAAAUGCAAUAUAUACUUCAAGAAACGUUUGCAAAAUAUUAGCUUUAUGCAUGAUUAACCUGUAUAUUUUCAACAAUAGACAAAUGCUUUCUGGGAAGCCAUUUGGUGGAACCGUGUUGUAGCAUAUGUAAAAGGGCAAAGUUCAGUAGAAAAGCUUGUUAUCAAAACAAGGGCCUAGUUUUCGUCAGAAUUGUCCCUGUGCUUAUUCAAAAUCUCUUACUUUCCAAAAGGGCCUGAUUAAUAUUUACAGUAUUUCUAUUUUAGUUAUGUAUAGAAAUUACUAGUGUUUUGUCUACCAAAUCUAUACCAUAUAUUUGGGUCGAUUCAGUUUUCUUUCUAUUUUUCUUAGCACCUUGUGAAAUCUUAUUGCUUUUGUACCUUGCCUUAAAACUGCACUGUUUGUAGCACUAUCUUUUGUAUGUUUCCUCAGAAGGAAGUGCCACUGGGUGAGUUCAGUGAGUUUUACUCCCAACCCAAGUUAAGAAUGCUUCGGAUUGUAGCUAAGGCUGCAGUUGUAUAUACUAGAAGCAAGACUCAUUGAAUACAAUGGCCUUGUUUCUGAGAGAUCAUGCAUAGGACUGUGCUGCCUGUUAAUGUUAUAUACUAGUGAAAUGCUCAUCAGUAGGACUGUGGGGUGGAGUGUUUGUGCAGAUGUGUAGGACUUGUCUAUUACGGUGUUCCUGGGCACCGUCUUUAGCAUAUGCUCUGCCGGGUUGCAAACAUCUGCCCAGCGCCCCCAAAUUCAGUUUAGCACUCUUGUUAAAAUCUAUUUUGGAAUGUAUUUCUAAUUACUCCAAAAUGUGUUUCUCACUUAGCAUUCUUCAUAAAAUGAAGAAAAAAUGCAGCUCGCAGAAUUCAUAGUGUGUGCUCUAGGUGCGUUUUUGUGGAAAUGGAAAACUAAAACCGCAUUCUGAAACGCAUGUGUAGUAGAAAAAAAUACAAGAAGAAUGUGUAUUCAUAUACAAACAUUAAACUUAUUUAGGAUACCAUUAGAGGAAAUUCUAACCAAACACUACUCAGCACAAACAAGUAAUUUAAGUUUGUUCAUUUAUUUUAAGAAUUGCAUAGUGAAACCACUUCUGAAAAAAUGUGUCCAGGAUUUUGUUGUUUCUGUAGUAAGUGGUAAAACAUUUCAUUUAAAGUGAGGUGAAAUUCCCCCCAUCUUCUAGGACAAGAGGAUAUCUAAUGUACACAAAUAAUGUAAACACAAUGCCAGUGUGUCUCGGACAUGUACUGUGAUUUUUGCAUGUGGCAACAUAUUAUUCGGGAGGAGAGUAGUUUUGUUUUUUUUAAAAUAAAAUUUAUUAGUAUUUUCCACACAACAACACGAAAAAUAUCGAAAAAUAACAAUACACAACACACAAAAACCAACAUACGAAAACUAAGGAAAGCAACAACAACAAAACAAAACAAAAAAACCCCAACAAAUCCAUAUAUUACAAGUUAAUACUAUAAAUGACUAAUACAACAACAAGACAUUGAUUUCCACCAAUCCCACAGCACCUCCUUUAUCUCUCAUUGUGUCUUUCUGUUUUCCUGUUUUCCUGAUCAUCUGUAUCCUAACAUCUAGAUAUAAAUCCCUCUUUCUUAUCCUUUCACUUCACAAGGUUAUUCCAGACUCUGCCAGAUUUCUGUCCUUGAACCUUGACUUUUGAGGUAUUCAUUUAGGCACUCCCAUUCUUUUUUUACUUCACUUUUUGGUUUUUGUCUUAUUAUGUCUGUCAAUUUGGCUAAUUCUAAGUAUUCUGAAAGUUUACAUAACCACUCUCCCAUAGUGGGUAACUGAUUCCCUUUCCAGUACUUAGCCACCAGGAUUCUUGCUGCAGACAUUGCGUAUAAUAAAAAAUUGUCUUUUGGAAUAUCGUCAUUUAAAAUUCCUAAAAGUAAUGCCUCUGGCCUUUUACUAUAUGAUAUUCUUAAUAUUUUAUUUAUUUCUUCGUGGAGGAGAGUAGAUUUUAAACUUUAGGACAGCUGAGAUAGGUCAGCUGGUUGAUCAUGAGGCUCUUAAUUUCAAGGUCAUGUGUGUUCAAGGCCCACUUUGGGUCAAAGAUUCCUGCAUUGAAGGGAUUUAACUACAGUGGUACCUUGGUUUGCAACCAUUUUGGAUUGCAACCACGUCAAACCCUGAAGUGUAUGUCCCUUUUUUUUGGAUUACAACCCAUUUUUUUUUUUUGGAUUACAACCCUUUUUUUUUUGGAGGCCCCAUUGGCAAAAGCACACCUGUUUCGGUUUACAACCGGACCACUGGAACGGAUUAUGGUUGUAAACCAAGGUAUCACUGUACAGUACAUGAUCCUCGUGUUCCCAACUCUACAAUUCUAUGAUUCUAUGACUGUCUAAAGCAACAUGUAUAAGAUCAAAUCCAGACUUCAUUUGAUUAACUUUGCUUAAGUUUCCUCUGUUUUUUACAUACAUGCAGCUUUCAUGAGCAGAGUGCUAGCCAUUAAAGACUACAUAGGACCUGACUGCCGCUAUUUGAACUUCAAAACUGGGGAAGAGAUAAUCGUAUACUCCAAACUCUCCAGGAAAAGGGAGGACUUGUGGGCAGGAAGUGUAAGUAUUUCAAAAGGCAACUAUUUCUCUUAUGAGCAAUCAGAAUUCACUUAUAUCAGCAGAUUGGUUAUUCAGAGUGUUUUUUCUUCGGGGGGUACUCAAGAGUACACAAUAACAGCACCUUUUUGUCCAGAAGAAAAGCACCGGUUAAAAGUGUGGCACUCACUGUAACGACUUCAUGGUGAGUACCGGCACCUUUUUUAUAGAAAAUAAGCAGUGGUUAUUCAUAAGUGUUUUUUCAGUGGGCUAGACACUUUUCCAUGAAUAUGUUGAGACACUUAAAAAUGCUAGCCAGGUAAGUUUCACAAAUGUUUCAGAAGUAAGUUAUGAUACCACUUUCACAGGUAGAAAAUUCAGCAUGCAUUUAGCUGCAGGGAAGAUUAUACUUUUCUUCAAUAAUUUUAUUCUGAAAUGGUGUCGAUCCAAAGGGGACACCCCCCGCUGCCCUGCAGUGCAUGAAAAAUAUUGCUCUGUAGAUUUGGCUGCUGCAACCCUGAGAGCAAACUUAUCAAGAUCUAUGCGAGCCAUAAGCCCCACCCCCUUUUUGCAGCAAAGGAAGUUUCUGAGUAAGAAAGGUUCCUAGAAUUUAGACAAAAUAUUUGUCUAAAACUGUACAGUGGUACCUCGGGUUACAUACGCUUCAGGUUACAUACGCUUCAGGUUACAUACACUUCAGGUUACACACUCCGCUAACCCAGAAAUAGUGCUUCAGGUUAAGAACUUUGCUUCAGGAUAAGAACAGAAAUCGGGCUCCGGCGGCACGGCAGCAGCAGGAAGCCCCAUUAGCUAAAGUGGUGCUUCAGGUUAAGAACAGUUUCAGGUUAAGAACGGACCUCUGGAACGAAUUACUUAACCCGAGGUACCACUGUAUGUGGAAUAUGCCAUACAGCAUCGCCUGCUAAUUUCAUGGUAUAUAUGUUUUAUGAAAUUAAUACUAACAAAGUGAUGCUGGUAAGAGUGCCAGGACUACAUUAGGGUGUUUCCACACCUCACAGUUUACGGGUGGUCAGCACUCUGAAUCAGGCCAUGUUGUCUUUACAAAUCAGUGGUAGUUCUCAUGAACUAGCAGGAACAGCAUGUGAAGAAUACAAGUCGCUCAAGUCUGUGGUCCACUUUGCCACUGUAGUGAGUGGUUCAUCACAUAGUGCCAUUAACAAAUGUUACAGGUAUUCAUAAUCUUUUGGCAUUAAUAUAAUGCAAUAUAUGACUGCGUGUGUGGUUUAUAACUCUCCCUUGGUGGGGCGGGGGGGGGGCAAUAUGGUACUUAUUUUGGUUCCUACUGUUAAUAAAUUGUGCCCUAGGUAAGAUUUCAAAGUGAUGUUAAUACAGUGGUACCUCGGGUUACAUAUGCUUCAGGUUACAUGCGCUUCAGGUUACAGACUCCGUUAACCCAGAAAUAGUGCUUCAGGUUAAGAACUUUGCUUCAAGAUGAGAACAGAAAUCGUGCUCUGGCGACGUGGCGACAGCAGGAGGCCCCAUUAGCUAAAGUGGUGCUUCAGGUUAAGAACAGUUUCAGGUUAAGGACGGACCUCCGGAACAAAUUAAGUACUUAACCUGAGGUACCACUGUACUUAACCCGAGGUACCACUGUAUUGUGGCAUGCAGUGUCAUCCUUUUAAAUCCUCUUGGCAUAAACCAUAAUAGUUUCUUUGAACAUUCCCUUCUAGAGGUGUAAUUUCACAUUAAGUGUAGCACUCACUAUUACAUUACUUCGGUCUAUGUAAACAAGAACAUUUCUGUGCUUUUUUAUUAGCCAAGCAACUAGGUCAUAUCCCUGUUUCCAAAUAAAUUAACUGGGAAUAUUUGCUAGAGACAUUGUGGAACAAUAUAAGGCCAUUAUUGUACCCAGGAGGACCCAAACAGCAAUUAAUGACUGAUUAUUGUAAUGUACAAGAGUACUUUUAAUAAUGUGCAAAAUAAUAACAUUAAAAGUUCUAUUACUUUGUGUAUUUUUAUGAAGCGGGAGAGAAAAUUUUCUGAGGGUUAAUAAGAGUUUGGUUUUUUUAUCCCGACUUAAUUGAAAUAAGUGCAGAGAUUCUUCUCACAAUUGUAUUUGUUGUUUAUCAAUUUUAAGUACAAAACCCCAUUUCUUUUAUAAUAAAAAGCUACAUGUUUAAUUUUAUAGAAAGGUGCAGAAUUUGGAUAUUUCCCAGUGGAUGCAGUCCGGAUUGAAGAAACUUUUAUUACAAAAGAAGUAGAACUGCCAACUAAGGUAAAUUAAAGUAAUAUCAAAAUGGACACAUUUGGUUGUGGAAAUGUAUAUAUGAAUGUAUGUAUUAAACUUGUUAUAGAAUCAUAGAAUCUUAGAGUUGGAAGAGACCCUGAGGGUCAUCUAGUCCAGCCUCCUACAAUGUAUCUCAGCUAAAGGAUCCAUGACAGAUGCCCAUCUAACCUCUGCUUUAAAAACUCCAAGAACAGAAACUUGGGAGAAACCAAAAUUGAAAGACUUGCCCAUCUCUACUCAAAGGCCUGUGCAUCAGAGUCUUUUAAGUAUCUAUCACCGCUCCUUCCAACAAAUAUGUAUAAGAUUAUACAUUUGCAUGUGUGUAAAACAUGUUCUCUUUCAACUGCAUGAACUACUCAACUUUGUCUCAUAAAAAUGAUUAAUAAAGUUGCUGUUUUAAAUAUUCCUUGUGUUAAUUUUUAAAGAGAAUGUACAUUUCACAAUUAUUUAACAACUUAAUUAUUUUAUAACUUCCCAGUUGGGGCAUUUGCAUGCUUUUAAAAAAUAUUCAUAAUGAUAUAAUGUUAAGAAAUAGUAGAGUUGUAUUAAAUGGGUAGUAGCGUAUUAACUUCAGACACUUGCUUAUUUUUAGGAAACUGAUUUCCUAUGUAUUGAUGAAGGGGAAUACGUUUUUGAAAAUGAAGACAGCAUACUUAAUCAUUAUGACAAAGAAAAUGAAUAUAUACCUCCGUACUCAGAAGAAAAAGACACCAAAUUUGAAAUGCCUGAAGAUGAAGUCUUGAAACUUGGAGGUAUUUCUUACCCAAAUGAAUAUAAAGAACAAUUUCCUGACAGUCAUGAAUCUGACAGUAAAUACAAAGACCUGCAUACACUGGAAACUACAAGCCGCGGUGAUACAGAACUCAGAGACAGGGAGACUAGACAAGAUGAGACUACUCCGGAAGAAGACCAAAUUAGUCAGACUCCGCAAACUGUCCCAACUCAGUCGGCCUGGACUGUGUCUGGUUUUGUUGGCUGGCUUGGCUUGGGAAGUAAUGAAAAUGAGGAGGCGGUCAGAAAAAUAUCACAGAAAACAGAAGAAGUUACAUUCAGGCGCAGGAAAAUCGCAAUCACUGAUGAUAGUGGCUUUAAAAAAUUAAAUGAAGAGGGUGAAACAGCACCACAAGGCUCCAGCUGGUUUAAAAGUACUUUCACAGAUUUGAUGCAUCUUGGAAGUGACAAAUCAGAACUUGAUCUGCUGUACAAAGAAAAUGAUCCAGAAAUCCAUGACAGCUCCACCAUUGCUGGCAAUGCCGGCCACCAUGGCAGUUCUACCGCAUCAGAAGGAAGAAAAGAACAUAGCAAUUCCCAACAAUCUGAAUCAAGCUGGUUUGAUCUGGAAUUCAGUGAUAUUUUGCCUUUUCGUUACGCUGAAGAAAACACAGACAAAGAAAAGCUUGCAGCUGGAGGAGAAGCAGAUCAAGAUGAAGAACAGCGUCCAAGUGAACAAUCAAGCUUAAUGGACGAUGGCUUGAGAAAGCAAACAGGCAGACUGAUGCCCUAUGAAGAACAAGACAAAGGGAAAAUUGUUCAAGAAACCCCAGAGCAAGCAGCUGAACCAACUCUUUACGAAGGACAAGUGAAAGAAAAAUAUGACCAAGAAGCCCCAGGCAUGCAUGUUAGAAAAACAGAUUCUGAUGUGGAGUUAGCAGAUGAGCAUGCAGACGUAAAGGAUGCAGCAAGUCCAUCACCUUUGCUUGGUGAUAAACGACUUAAGUCUCCCUAUGCAGAACAGGAUUCAAUACCAGACAACCAAGUUAUGGAAAACAAUAAAAUUAAAGCUGUAACAAAGGAGUCAGAAAGAACAAAUGACCAGUCAGGUUGGUAUGAAAGUAUGUAUAACGGUUUGACUGAUUAUAAUAGGGUUACAUCAGAUACUCAACCAGGGCAUGAGUAUGUAACUGUUGGGAGUCCACAGGAAUCAGCUGUAGAUCAGUUAUCAUAUAGUAUAGGUCAAGGUACUGCAAAGGAAGAAAAUCAUGAGGGUCCUAAAAACCAGAAAUCUUUCUUUUCUGUUAGUUAUUUUACAAGGGUACUGAAUUUUCAGAGUUUUAUAUCUGAAGGAACCAAUAAUGCUCAGCAUGCACACAAUAAUCUAAAGUCUAGUGAGGAAAGCACCCAAUUUAAAAAGAGUGAGGAAGUAUUACAUAUAGGCAAAGAAGAAUUACUAGAAAAUCAGAAUAUUACUGAAAAGGUGCCAGAAAACAGAGAUGCUGAUACUACCCAGGGAAACGUUUUGCUGUCUUCUUUAGCAGUAAAAUGUAGUGAAGAAAGUAGAGAAAAAAGACAGGGUGAACAACUAGCGAAAGAUAAUACACCACAUCCUCUGUCAGUAAAAUCUAUAGAGUUAGAACACCAGGUUUCCUAUGGUCAAUGUACAGGAAAAAAAUUGUAUGGAAGACCUUUGGACACACAGGGCCAUUCCAAUAUAGAAGAUAAAAACAAUGUUCGUAACUUAGAGGCCAAACAACAGUCUUCUUUAGAGCUACAAAAGCUAGCUGAUUUGGCAGAGCGAAAGGAUUAUAUUAUUAGUGAAACAUAUUCCUAUGAAAAAUCUAUCCUAGGAGAAGAUGAGCCACAUGAUGGGAAAGCAAUCAGACCAGAUAAUGUUGAACAAGCACUAUUUUCUGAGGAGCUGAAUGAACAUUCAGAUAGUUUUUCCAAAUCAAAGAACAUUCCAGGCGAAGAUAAGAUACCUCUUGAUGAAGAUAAGCCAGUUAUCCAAGGGAGCAGAGAAUUUAAUACAAAAGAUCAGAAUCCAUUUUUAACAGAACAACAUGAAGCACCAGAAUUAACAUACAGUGUAAGAAGACUACCACAACAACAGUAUAAGGCUAUUAACAAAGAUUCCAAAUCUAGCAAAUGCAAUGUUAAUAAAAAUAAUUGUUUAGUCUCAAAAGUUUUGAAUGGGAGUAGUCGUACUCCUGUCAUAGGUUAUACAGAUGUUAUGAAAGGAAUACAAGUUUCAGAUCCAGUGCCACAUUUACAUUCAAAAAAACGUAUAAACAACAAUAUAAGGGCAGAUAAUGUUGUAGAUUCUCACGAUGAAAAGAAACUUCCUGAUGUUAAAAAUAUAGAAAGUGUCCCCUCUCAUGCCAUCCAAGAUUAUUUUCAUAUCAAUCCCAGUGCUGAAGAUGAGAUGAACCAAAGUGUAGUUACUAAAGUAGGCAAGAAUUUGUUUUCUCAAGAAAGUGCAAAAGAACAAAAUCAUUUUUCACAGCAUAUCUCAGAACUUAGUGAAGGCAAACAAGGACACAAUGAGCAAAAUACAUCAAGUAAUCAAGGACCAUCUCCACUGUCUGGGGAAGUGUUUCAAAGUGAAAAGGAGAUUUCCGGGGACAGCAGCCGCAUACUGAAUUAUGAUUCUGUCGCCUACGGUGUGCAGAAGAAAGGCUUUCAGGGCCCACAAGUGCAGAUAGGUGAAAAAGGUGUUGAAGAGGAACAAAACUCAAAAGCAAUAGAAGAACAUUUAGAUAGUGCUCAAGUUAGUGAUGCUUCAUUAAUAGAUCAGCAAGAGCAAAGUGUAUUUCCUUAUCCUAGCUCCUCGGGCACUUUUUCCAAGAAAAGUAUUUACUCACCUCAAAUGUGUGCAAGUCUGACACAUCAGAAGGAAGAUAAAGAUGAGUUAAAAGGUGAAGAAGUAUCUUCCUACAUUGACUGUCAGAGUACCAAUAUUAUGAGCUUAGUACCUGACAAAAAGUGUAUAAGUCAGAAGGGACAUGAUAGAAAACAACAUUUAACUGCGGAUUUAGAAGUGAAGAAGCUUAGAAUCUCAGCUCAGCAUAAAAAAAUAGAUAGCAUUCCAAAUACUGAAGAAACUAAACCUGAGUAUCAGAAACAAAUAGCAUACACAACUUCAGAGAUAACUGACAUAAAACCUGAAGACAGUUUAGCGACAACUGACUUUAAUAGUUUACCUCAGAAACAAUAUACUGUAGUUGGAACAAGUCCUGCCCGUGAAAAUCCAGUCCAGCACUUAGAAGUGCAAAGUGAUACAUCUAAUCUAGAUAUUAUUAUUAAUCCUAGCAAACAUUUAUCACAUCAUCUUCAGCCUGCGGAUGAUUAUAUGUACCCUAUCCCUCCACAUGCUAAAGAUGGCAUGGACACACAGCAUUUAGCUAAAGAUCAUCAUGAUGAAACAUUUGCACAUGACUUAAUUUCUCCUUUUCCUAAAAAUCUAAACCAUGCAGAGAAAGUAGCUUAUUCUGGGCAUGCAAGAGAUAGUCAAGAAAAAGGCAAAACAGGUAAAGAUAGUGAGAAAAAACUAAGAUGCAAGAAUAUUGAUUGCACAAGUGACAAGACAGAGAAAGGAGGUGUCGGGAGUAACAUUUUUGGUAAAAUAUCACGGCUUCUUGGAGAGCCAUUUAAAAAUAAGGACGAUGAAGACUCUAAAAAAUAUGAAGAUAGUAGAAAUAUUAUUGGAACACAGAUUAAGACACAGAGGCAGGAGGCUGAUGUAGUGAGAAGUGACUUUGAACAAGACAAAGGUGAAGUUCAGAGCACAAAAGCUAUCAGGUAUUUAGAUAAUUUUAAAAUUAAGGAUGAAGGAUCUCAGGGCCCAGGGGAAAGAGACAGCAACAUCCAGGGAAAAUCUGUUGCUUCAGACUCAAAAAAUUACAACCAAAAGUAUGACAGAUCUGCAAAUCAGGAGACAAUAGUUCAAAAUGGUCAAUUAACAGCUGAUACAGAGUUGGACCUGAAAGAAGCCACUUCCUUCAGUGGAUUACAGGAACUUUAUUUCAAGUUUGUUGAGGAAUCUAAAAGGAUACUUGAAGCAAAUAUGUGUGAAAGGCAUGAACUGCAGCUACUAGAGCAAGAGUUUGAAAAACUUCGCCGUGAUAUCACCACUUUUCCAUGUGAAGAUAUUCGCAGGGAAAUGAAAGAUGUGACCACUUUGCUGGAACAUGAAAAUAAAUUAAACAGUGGACAUGAAAAGUGUUUGAAGGAUAAAGUGAAUUUACUUCCAGAACUGCACAGUCUUGUGCUGGACAUCAGAAACAAAUGUGAAAUCCAAAAGGCAGAAUCAGGUACCAGACCACUGUUUUGAUAAUAAAAGUUAACAAAGCAAGAACAAUAUCGCACUUUGCUUUUUUAUUUAAAAAAAGCAAAAUGUCUGACCGAUGGGAUGAUGUGAUUUUUUUUCAGUAUAAAAUGAACUAUAGAAGCUGAUGCCCAUUAUAAGCUUACACAACAGCUGGAUAAUACCAAGUUGCAUUGUGCUUUGUCAGGAAAUAUAAUAUAGAACCGAAAAUACAAAAAGAGAAUCAUUCGUUUUCUAUCAGAAGAAUAAAUAGCUGGGUGCUGGAAGGAUGCAACAGUCCCACAGCAACAACAGUAUCUCAGAAGAUACAUGUUUGGUAGGGCUAGUAACAAAAGGCUUUUUUGUUGUUGCUUACCUAUCUGGAUUUUAGUCCAUUACAGUUUACUAAAUAUGAUUAUUAUAUAAGGAAAAGUCAUAUUUAAAUUUUCAUCUUCAGUAUAAGAAUGGAAAAUGUAACAUAUUUCUUGUCACAUUAAUAAAUUGAUAUAAAAAGGCUUCCAGAAGUGAUCAGGUUCAAAUUCCAUCAGUCAUGCUUGUAUACAUCUCCACGCUAGCCAGUUUCCUGCUUCUAACACAUUUAAAUGCAGUAAUUUUAAAUUGUCAGUCUUAAUAAUUUCAGGGAUGUCAUCCAAUGCUUUUUUCUUCCUUCUUUUCUGCUUGCAUUUCUUUUGCCAAAAUUUGUGUUUCCUUCCCCCCUCCUUAUUCAGACAAUACUUCAGGUUUAUGAAGGAACCUUUCUCGCCUCCAAGAGCUUCCUUGACUCAUUUCAUUAGCCAUGCUUUGCCGUGGCGGUAUAUUCCCUGAUUUUAAUAGUAACACCUAGCCUUUCCUUGUUUAAAAAAUUAUUGCUAAUUAUAAGUUGGGAGAUUGUAGUACUGGAGAACUUUAAUGAUUGAAAUGACAAUGAUAUAUGAAUAGGGAUCCUGGGAAUUGACAUGCAGGGAAAAAAUGGAUAAUCAGGUGGAAGUAAACAUGAUACCACUUCUAUAAUUAUUUGUAGGUAUGACCAAUAAUGGAAAACUACCUGACGAUCAUCCUAAAGAAAAACAUCACUUGAAUUUGGAUAAAGAAUCUAACAGUGGCCAGCAUAUAGAAGCAAAUAAUGUGCCUUCAAUAAAUACAGAGAAGAAAAUACAUCCUUCAGCCAAAAAUAGUCAACAUCAGCCAAAUUCAAAAAGAAAAUUAUCAGAGAACAAUCUAGUGACUCAUAACUAUACUAUCAGUAACGGUAAGGAAUAUGAUUAAUCUAAAAACUAUAAUUACAUAUAGUAUUCUGUAAAGAAGAUAUAUUGUAAUACUCAUUCUCUCUUCCUCUACUUUUUCAUGAAACAGAAAGAGAAUGGCUAUUUCAGAUAAUCCUGCAUUUGAAUGACUUCUGUGCCAUUAUAACAUCUGUAUUUUCAGUGAUGGCAUCUACCAGUAAAAAGGUAUGUUUAUUUACUUUGGAUUUCUACAAUAAUCAUAAAAAUGCACUAGUUACAGCUUUGAAAACUUUUUAUUUGACAUUUAAGCACAAAAUUCCUCCUAAGUUUGCAUUUGCUAGUACACUCCCCUGUCACUUCCCUGUAGUUUUCAAAUAGCACUGAACCUGAUCUAAAGUAGGAAUGGACGAAGGUUAUGAAUGUUUGCAAGUUGAGAUGGGGGAGAAAUUUGAUUCAGUUUGCAUUUAAAGGAGCAUCUAUCAAAGUCACACUUUCUGAAACAAUAUGAGAACUGAAAUGCAGCCAUCCUUCCAAAUUCGCACUUAUCUGGAUUUUGCAAUGCAGUUGUCUGGGCAAGUAAGGUGUGCAAAAAUGCAUAUAUUGGGGUAAAAGUGUGCUUAAAACUGGAUGCAUUAUAAACAAAAUACAUUAUAUUAGGAGAAAAUGCUUGCAGAAAUGAAUAUUAUUAGUCAAAGCUACAUACAAUAAUAUGUGUGUUAGGAGAGAUUUGCACUGAAAUGCUGAAGUGUUUUUAUGAGGUUUGUUUUUAAAGAAUUGCAAAUCACUGCAGAAAUGUGUAGAACUAAAUUUAAUACUGGAAAAAUUAGAAACUGAGAGAACUGAAAUGGACAGGUCCUUCCAUCUCUACUGACUCCUGUGAUAUCACUAAGAACUGCUCCUUAUCUCCCUGUUAAAUUUGGCCUGCAGUGGGUGGAAGGGAUAAGGAUCUAAUUGUAAAGAACUACAGUGCCCUGAAUUCUUUGAGUGGAAAAUGUGCUUUUAAGGUCGGCAAUAGUGUCGUAUUAAGCCUCUUGAAUUCUCAUAUCAAUGCGUACAAGAGUGCACAGUGCCUCCUAGGGAGGCAUUUCAUUUUUGCAUACAUGUGCUUUUUGCAUGGUUGCCAUCACAUUUUAAAUUUGUUCCGAGCCUUGUAACACAUGCAGAUUCUUUGUGUAGGUCUCCUGACUAAAACACUAGGAAUACCUUGCAGUAGAUGACAUGAGGAAGCAGUAGAAGACAUGUCUUCCUUGGCUCAUCACUUUAUUUUCUAGGUAGAAUGGAAUUAAUUAUCUUGUGUGAAGCCUAAAAGCUUCCUGAGAGCCCACAGAGAGUUAUCACUCUUUUGUAAAAGGCAAGAGUGAUGAGUUUUGAUGGGAGAGGUUUGGCUGAAAUCUGUGCUAAACUCUGAAGCUAAUCAGAGUGACCUUGCACGCAGGGCCGUCUUAAGUAUAUCUGGUGCCGUGGUGCAAAGAUCCCUCUGGUGCCCCUCCCUUUCCCAGAAUUUAGAACUCGUGGACCACCUCGUAGCUCCGGGAACCACCACCCACAGAAAACGCCGCUGAUGUGGUGGGCACGGUGUGGCUGGCCAGACCGCCAGAACCCCGCGCUCGCUUGUGAGGCUCCAGGGCAUCUCCUCCUCCUCCACUUCCUAACAACGACAGCCCGCUGUUGGUGCUCUUGCUGCUGUCCAGCGGCCCAAGGAACAGGAGGCGGUUGCCACGCCGCUGCCUGUGCCCCGGGGAGUGGUGGUGGUAGGGCGGCGGGCACCAGUGAUGCAGAGGAGGCCCCUUGGGAGCCACUCUCACCACUGCCGCUCCCUCAGAAGAUGACGACAGUGGCUCGGCGGGCGGCGGCUGAGGGGAGUCCCGCGGUCGAGGGAGAGGAGGCGGAAGAGGCAGCGGCCUGUCCUCGGCCACUGCCUCAGAGUCGAGGAUUGGCUCCUCAUCCACUGCAGCCCAUGCCGCCGCCACCGAGCACUUUGGGGAGCAGCACAAGCAGCAACAGCGCCAAUGCUCCUGCCUGUAGAGGGGGGCAGGCCGAGGAGGGUAGGAAGGAAAGAUGGUUGGUGGGGCGCAGCUGGCAGCGUGCAGGAAAGGCGAGGCCACCGGCAAAGCCGUGCAGCUCCCCCACUCGCUGGGGCGCCCCUAAAAAGCAACGAGCCACUAAGCUCUAUGGGAAAGACGGCUGUGCUUAUACAUUGGUAUCCCUCAGCCUCACCUGUAUCACAGAGCUAUUAAUGUAUAGGUCAAAUGAAAGAAGAAUAUAUUGUAGCUGUCCUGAGUCAUUUUGAUAGGAUGGAAAUUUAUGCAAAUACAAAUAAAAAUGUGGUAAUUCAGACAAAGUUAGUGAAAAUGCACAAGCUUUAACUGCCUGACAGAAAUAAGAGGACUCUAAAAUUUCAGAAUCUUUCUAGCUGCAGCAGUUUCAUCAUACAAUAAUGGAAUAAAGAGGGGCGCAGGUGGUGCUGUGGUCUAAACCAUGGAGCCUCUUGGGCUUGCUAUUGGAAGGUCGGUGGUUCGAAUCCCCACAACGGGGUGAGCUCCCAUUGCUCUGUCCCAGCUCCUGCCAACCUAGCAGUUCAAAAGCACGCCAGUGCAAGUAGAUAAAUAGACACCGUUGCGACAGGAAGGUAAACAUCAUUUCUGUGCGCUCUGGCACUCAUCACGGUCCUCUGUGCACCAGAAUCGGUUUAGUAAUGCUGCCCACAUGACCCGGAAAACUGUCUAUGGACAAAUGCCGGCUCCCUCGGCCUUAAAGCGAGAUGAGCGCCGCAACCCCAUAGCUGCCUUUGACUGGACUUAACCGUCCAGGGGUCCUUUACCUUUACCUAAUGGAAUAAAUAACUCUUAUCCGGGGUUCCUUAAAAUUUAACCUUAAGAGAUUAAAAGUGUAUGUUCUGAAGAAUGAAUUGACAGCCUGAACUGAAACAUGCUUACUUGGACAUAAGACCCACCAAGUUCAAUUCAACUUGUGUCUUAUGUAUGCUGCAUCUUGCAAAUUUAUCCAUAUUUAGAUAAGUGAAGUUGCCUUAGUAUUAAAUACAAGUAUAAGACAAUUACAUGAGAAAAUAGAUAUUAAUAAGAAACCAGCGUUGCCAUACAGGUAGCAUAUAUGUAUUUCAAGUCCAGCUUUCAGGCCUUGUUAUUUGUGAGUCUGAUAAGAUAAUAUUUUCAGCUGAGUCAUAUACUUGUAAAAAAAGAAAAGAAAAAGUGUUACCUAAGCAUCUGUUUAGCAAUACCUUUUAAAUACUUGCUGCAACUAAUCUUAUAUUUCACAACAACCUGACUACUGUAAUACUAUACUGGAAGAAAGUUGCUUGUCAUUAACCUCCCUUUUGCACCCCUUCCUUAAACGCAUACAUGUCAAAGCAGGAUCUCUUUUCCAUUUGGAAACAUAAGCUACGGGAGCUCUUGUUAUCUGGAUAAACAACUAGGAAACUAGAGCUAAUUUAAUUAUUCUUACAGAUUUUUUAAACAUAACUUUUAUGUGAUUACUAUACUUGGUUCGUAAAUGGAAAGAGCAGAGGAAGAGGUAAGUUUUUAAAGGUAGUUAAACUUUUAACGAUAGUGAAAGGUGGGGAAUGUUGUAUCUUUAGAGUGCCAGACUUUUUAGUGCCACAUAGACACUCCAGUCUGGUAGAUCUUUUACUGCUGCCUUUUUAUUUCUUUUUUGCUUUGUAGUUUUGUCUUUUGACAUUUUGAACACUAUGACUUGUGAGAGUUGGCAGCUGAGCUUCUUAACUUAUUCAUCAUGUUUUAGGAAUAGUUCCUAGGUCAUGACAUUCGCCGUGGUCCCAGGGAAUGACACCCAGGUAUCAAGCUAAUUUUCAUGUUGAAGUAAAGGGCCAGCUGUUUAUACACUGAGGUGCAAAUAGCCUAUACCAAUUUAAUGUAAGAAUCUACAGAAGAAAUUGUUAUUAGAGUUAAUCAAAAUGUCUCCUAUUUCAUACUCCUAGACAUAAAUACAAUUUUCCAGAGUAGGAGAUUUUCCUUUUCUUCCUUGGCCCCCACCCACACGCUAUUAGCUUGAUUUAUUUCCCCUGCAAUCUUUGCAGUUUUCUCCCGCUUCGGUGUUUCUACUAAGAACUGCAAGUACUACAAGGAAUAUUAUCCCAAGUAUUCUAGGAUUCUUAACAACAAACUGUGCAUUCUUAUCUGUUUGAAGAGAAAAAGCACAUGCUUGAACACAGUGUUACUUAAAAUGCUCCCAGAUUGAAACACAAUGCUAUAAUUGUUAUUGGAGUUACGUAAUUGUCACCUCUAUGCUAAUGCUGUUUAAAGUUCCCAUAAAUAUAAUUUCCCCUCAAGUUUACAAAAAAGGGUAAUCUGUAUUAAGGUUCUGUAGCUUCAGCCUUUGUGGGGUGACCUACUUUCAGAAUGGCUUCAAGAUCAAGGUUGAGGAACCUGUGGCUCUCCAGAUGUUGCUCCCAUAACUUCCUGACCAUUGGCCAUGCUACGUGGGGCACAUGAGAGUCCGCCUCAUCUGGAGGGCUGCAGGUUCCCCUUCCCUCUUUAGAUGGGCUAUGGACACAUAGAAACGCAUGCAGAGAACAAGCAGCACAAGUUGCUUGGGCAUUGUUUUCCUUCUGCAUUACAGUGUUAGAAGCUCCUCCUCUGAAUAUAGGUCCCUAUCAUCUUACUAGGAAAACAAGAAAAUAUUUAUCUCAAAAGUAGUAGUCAACCAAAAUUUAUUUUCAUUUAUGUAAGAUUGAGCAUCAUAGUCACUUAUAUUUUUAUGAAAGAAGGCCCCAAAGACUAAACCCUAUUUUAAACACAGUACUUGGAGAUGGAUUCCUUAAUUAUAAUAAACCUAAAGGCAGUUCAAUCCUGUUCUUCUCCCCACACCCAUAGCUGUUGUGGUGCAAAGGCUUGUGCAAUACAAAUACAGUGGCAAUACCAUUUUUGCUAAAUGGACAAGGGAAUCUGUUUGUUUGCCACACUCUCAGCUGAUAGAACUCGGUUUUUGAAACAUGAAACCACAAAGGAAAGAGCUUGCCUGACAGCAGCUGUCCCCCACUUUUUAGCUUUUCCGGGGUGGGGGAGGGGACACCCUCUUUGUACAAUACUCCUGUGUAGCAAAUAGUUUUUCUUUAGCACCACACAGCAGCAGAGCCGAAGGCUGCCUCAGUAAUGGGGAAAAAGAACAAGGGUCAACUUGCUCAAUGCUGGAUCCUAUGCUUUGCGCUUCAUCUGCUCAACACAUGAGCAUAGUGUCAAAUUCUUACUGCCCAGUAUAACAAUGUAUUCAAGACAUAUGUCAUUACGCCACUGAAUUCAGUGUGAUGUUGGACUGUGGCCUCAAUGUGUUUAGAAUGGAGCAGUUGGUGAAGUAAAAAGAUCUCGAAUAUAAUUUCCUACUGGGACGCAAUACUUAAAGCAGGGACUUGUUACACUGGUUGCAUGCACUGUCAUAAACCUGUAUCAGAACGUGGUUCUGCUUGGCUGCUGCUAAUUCAUGCUUGCUCAAUCUGCAUUUAAAUAAGGCAAUGAUUUAUAAUUUAUCAGUAGUCUGAGAAGCAGAGAUACAAGUCUCAAACUAGUUAUAUUGACUUUGUAAAAAUAAAAGUGUACUAUUGAAAGAAGAUACGUUUCAGCAUAAACUAGUUCCCUACAUGACUCUACUUAAAAAUAUCAGUGUUCUUUACUCCAGGGCCAGAAUGUUCUAUUGGGGAGCUUAUUAUUCCACCCCAUAUAUUAUCCCAUAGGGAGCAGCUACAUGAUUGGUCCCUGCUUGUGGUUUGGCCUGCUUGUGAAGAUUUUUACCCCAUGAGACCUAAGACACGUAGCACAAUUCUGUACAGUAUAUGCUUGGAAGCACUGAGUUUGUUGGAAGGUUUAAGACAGAUAAAACUAUACAGAGCAUAGUCAGACUAUGGACCUGUUCCUUCACUUCAUUCGCAGAUGGAGGCAGAAAUGCUUGCGAAUACCAGAGAGGAAAGUGCUCUUGUGCUCAUGUUCUGCUCCUGAUUUCCCACAGGCAUUUAGCUGGCCAUUGUGAGAACAGGAAGGUGGACCUAGGUGGCCAAUGAUCUGAUCCAGCAGGCUCUUCUUGUGUUCUUACUCCUUACCUGUUUAGGGCUGCAGAUUAGUUUAUACCAAUAGUCCAUCUCCUUCAGUCUUCCACAGAUUAAAAUAGGGAUAUGCUUGUAGCAUGCCUCAUCUCGUCCAAGGAUCCUGUUGCAAGCCCUUAACCCCCUCAACUAUCGCAUAUUGUUGAAAGCUCUCCAGUGCCCUUUGCAUAUGUUGCAGUAUACUCUGCAAUAACGUGCACCGGUUUAAAAGCCAAAUGACUGAUUUGACUUUGGCCGGAGAGAAAAUUGCAACUGUCUUCUUUGGCAUUUUUUUGUCUCAACAAAUUAACUAACUUGCACCACCGCCCUUUCCUAGAGCAACAUGAGCAGACACGGAAGAUGGCUGCGUAGGAAUUGCUUGCUCUGUGUCAUUCAGGUCGCUGCUUGGAGUUGGUUUGUAGCCUCCUCGGGGCUGGAUGGUUUAUUUUGCCCCUUGCGAACAUGCAGAAAAAUACAGGGGAGUGGGUGCUUCCUGCUGCCGUGCAGUGGGGGCGACUGAAAUGCCUAUGCGGCCUCCUGCCCCAACACCGAAACAGCCUCUCCUUCCCCGGCAGCGCCGCCGUCUCUCCUCCUUCCCCCCUCUUUUUUUCCUUUUUAAAGAAAACCCUUUCGCGACGGCGGUGUCCUUCUUUCGCGGCGCCCGACUCUCCCUCCCCUCCGGCCAUGGUUUCUCCCGGCUCCCCCCUCCGAGGCUGCCGGUGGUGCGUCCCGUUGGCCGGGCGGGCGCCCAGGACAGGAAGAGGCGGUGUGGGCGGCGCCGCCGGUUGCCGCUGGGCCGCCCUGAGCCGAGCCGCAGUUGCUGCAGUAAAGAUGGCUGCUGCCAGCGACGCCGCCGUUGCGGGGGGCAGCCCGGAGGACGCCGUGGAGGCCGUGGCCGGAGGCCUCGGGCUGGGUUGGCGGGACGGCGCUCGGCGCUACUGCGGGCUGGCCUUGGAGAGCGUGAGUGCGGGGAAGGGCAGGGCGCUGGGGGGGCGUGGAGUCGUCGGCCUUUGCCGGGGCUCUGCGGCUCUGCCUUGCCCCCGGCUGGGAUGCCGCCUUUGCUUGCCUUGUGACGAGAGAGGGGCCCAAAGCCUACUCCCCCCCCCCACGUUGCGCCCAUCUCACUGGCACGCCCGUCAAGGCUGCGGUACUCAAGAGGCGGGGGCACUGCGCCGUGCACAUGCUCAGAGGCACUGCCGUGUUGCUUCAAGCGUUCCUGGUUAUUAAAAGCCCUUUCUAGGACAAAGUCCAGGUUCAGAUGAUGCCCUUUAAUGACAAAAUGCCUCCAGGCUGGCAUAACGUCUCCCAGGUGGCUGUGUACCGUGGGUAGAUGGUGGUGGUACUAGGAAUGCAACCAUUGACUUAAGCCAAGUAGGUUGCCACCUUUUUUCUCAAAGGGUUCCUGUGCUGUUAAGAGCUGUGAGAGGCUGACAUUCAGGUGGAGCUUUCUCAUUGCCUCAGUUUAGUUCCAAAGGUGUAUUUUGUCUGUCACCUGUUUGUUAAAGGGAUAGGCGGAUCUCUGUCUGGAAGAAGGAAAGAGGUGUCUGCUGUAAAACUCAAAGUGGCUCUCUAAUGUAGUCUGUUCCUCUCUCUUGUAUCCUAUUUGCUUCUGUAAGAAUACUAUAGGUUGAAUUCACAUGUGCAUAUUUGUCCGUCUUUGAUUUGCCUCUGUGUAGCAACCAUUAUAUGGGAUGCGUGUGGCGCUGUGGGUUAAACCACAGAGCCUAGGACUUGCCGAUCAGAAGGUCGGCGGUUUGAAUCCCAGCACCCGUUGCUCAGUCCCUGCUCCUGCCAACCUACCAGUUCGAAAGCACAUCAAAGUGCAGGUAGAUAAAUAGGUACCGCUCCGGCGGGAAGGUAAACGGCGUUUCCGUGCGCUGCUCUGGUUCGCCAGAAGCGGCUUAGUCAUGCUGGCCACAUGACCCGGAAGCUCCCUUGGCCAAUAAAGCGAGAUGAACGCUGCAACCCCAGAGUCGGCCAGGACUGGACCUAAUGGUCCCCUUUAUCCUUUACCUUUAGCAACCAUUAUAAAUCAGGUACCUUGGAUCAAACCAGCCUCAAAUACUAUGUUUUUUGGUAGAAGCAAUUCAUGCCAGCUAUUGUGUGAUGAGACAUGCAUGUGUGGAUCAGUUCAUAGUGUUGUGUCUGAGAGAUGGUGAGGCCCAAGUUCAAGAGCUGGGUUCCACUUGACCAUAGAACAGAGUGAUGUUAGACAGUGCACUAACCUAUCUCAUACAGUAAGUUUGUCAUCAGAAUGAAAUAAUUGAGGCAGGGAUGGGGAAACUGUGGCCCUCCAGAUGCUGUUGGAAUCCAGCUAUCAUUAGCCCAGCUGUUGUGUUCAGUGAUUACCCAAGUUGUAGUCCAGCAACAUCUGGAAGGCCACAUCUUUGCUAUACCUGAGAUAAGGAUUGUAACGCACUUGCGCACAAAAGAAUGCUUAGUAUUACUUGCAGUAAUAACAAACUGAUUUGAUAUAUUGGUAAAACUGGGUUUGUAUGUUGUGUACGUAACAGUCAUUCAGACAACCAUGGUUUUUCACUUUAUAAUUUCACCACAAGUUGUUUUCUCUCUAUGUAUUUUCUCUUUUUAUAUUUUGAUGUGUUGUUCAGUCUUGUGCAUGUUUCUUCAGAAGCCUUGAUGCCAACUGGAUGCAUGAUUGCCUGGGAGCUACAUGAUGGAAGAAAGGCAGAUGAAGAUAAAUAAACUCCUUGUGUCUUAACUCAGUCUGUUUUUCAAAAGUUUUCCAGGACAUGAUGAAUUCAAGGAACUUUAGGCAACAUUCACAAGACUGGAUCCCACACCAAAAUCAUGGGGCGGGGUGGAGGAGGAGGAAUAUAUUCAUAUGAAAAAUGGUUGUGUAAAUCAUCGCUACGUUUUCUCAGAGUGUUAAUGUGGCAAGUCAUAGUUUUGAACAUCUAUGCUUUUACUGGUUUAGGCUGUGAAAUAAAAAGUUGAGAAAGGAAACUGAUAAAUUGCUUCUCAUGUGGGAGAAAUGAAUAGGCUACCAUGUCAAUACAAGAACAGCCAAUUCUAAACCAAGGAUUGCUCAAGAGCCCAGUUUGGUUUAGAAGCCCUCAUCUUGUGUUGAAGAUGGAAGAAUGCUCUGCAUUAUGUAAUGUGGUGGUGAAGUUUCUGAUACAGAUUAGUCAAGCUGGUGUGAGGCCAUAAAAUGUUCAUGAACAGUCCAGUGUUUGAGGGAUCAAAACGAGAGUGGGGGAAAUUGCCUGUUUGGCUGGGUUUAAAAUGCAGGUGCACAGUUUUGCAGGGCAGCUGUAGAUGUGGCGAUAGUAAAGCUAAGAUUCAAGGAUCCCAGAAAUAACGUGGCUGAGUGAUAGAGUUACGAUAAAGAGUCUUGUGACAUUUCUGCCCUUUUCCUUUACUGGGCAUAACCUUUCAUGGGUCAUAGUGCACUUCAUGAGAUGUGAAAGUUUAUGCCAUACUUUGUUGUUUUUGCUAUAACUCUAAUUCCAAAAAGUCACUGGCUAUAUAAAUACCUUAGAAUUUAGAUCAGGGAUGAGGAACCUGGGGCCCUCCGGAUGUUGAUCAGGCUAGCAUGGUCAGUAGUCAAGGAUGAUAAAGUUGGGAGUCCAUGAAAAUGGAGGGCCACAGGUUCUCUAUUCCUAGUCUAUAGAGCCUGACAGGGCUGUUAUUCCUUUUAAGAAUUUUAUGUAAAGGGAACUCUGCAAGUUGUAGCUCCUGCUGUCACUGCAACAUUGUGAUUUGGCAAUUCUAGAAGGACAGUGAGAUGGAACCAAGAAGCAGUGUGCGGAAGCAAGGUCUUUGUUUCAUAUAUUGAUUUCAUCUAGUCAACCAAAUCUUUGACACUGCCUUAUAUUAUAAGUCUGUUUUCUGUCAUUUGCUGUUUAGCAGUUUUGUCCUAUAUGGAGAGAGGCACUGUAAGCUAGUUCUCUUGCUAACAAAUGUUCAUAGUUCUAUUAAUAAUUUUUCCCUCCUUUAUGAGCAUCAACUUUUGGGGUUUCCUAAAAAAAGCAAUCCUAUGUAAGCAAACAUUGGAUAGCACACUAUCUGUCUUAUUUAGAAGUGUGCAUACAAUACUAUCAAGAACAUAACUCUUGUCUUCUAUUGAACAAUGCUAUUAAAUAAAUGAAAUCUCCAGAUUAAAUACAGGGCUUCUGAUAAGUGUCUAUAUCAGUUCUAAAAAAGUAAGCAUAAAAGACUGAAGCACUAAACUGCAGAGUUUGCUUAUCAUGAGACAUUCAGCUCUUUCCCCCUUUCAACUUUUCUCUUUUAUUGAUUUCUGUCUUGCAAAAAUGUUUUAUCAAUUGUGUUUUGAAAUAAUGCUGAAUUAGCCUGAUCAAAUAUACACAAUUUAUGUUAACACCUUGCUCUUAAUUGUUGGGGGAAAAGCUUGUUUUGUUCGUUCUUGUUUUAAGGUUCUUGCAGCAUUGCCUGAAAAUAUGAAACCUGGUCCAGAUCUUUAUGGCUUUCCAUGGGAAAUGGUGAUUUGUGGUGCAGUUGUUGCCGUUUUUACUAUCUUACUUCUGAUGUGUAGGAGUUAUCAGUCAGUAAGUAUUCAGUAUGAGUUAUACAGAGUUUUAUCAAACUUGUUGGAUUGCUUUUAAAAUAUUCAUUUGUAUUUUGAGAAUCCUGUGUAACAUUCUUCGACUUCCCCUGUGAUGUGGCUUUGGAUUUUAGCUGUAGAAUUAAAUACUUGUCUGUAUUUUGGCAACUUCAUUUUUCAGCUUGGUGUCGGAAAAACAAAUUAAACAAAAUCCAUCUCUAUGUUCAGUUACAUUUAUUUUCAUAGUCAGUUUAUAUUUAUUUCAGUUUUAAUAAACUGGCUUUCUUUGAAAUAUUCAAGACUAUAUAGGUUACAGUUUCAGAAUAAAUUUUGAAGAAUUACUAAAUUAUACUCAGUAGUGCAAACUGCUGUCCCUGAUGUUGUAACUAUCUAAUUUUCUCCUUGAACUAGUAUUCUUUAUUUUUGUCCACUCGGCCUCUCCCUGACUCCCACCACAUCUUUUUAAAGAUGUUAGUAUAUUGCUCUGAUGUUUCCUUGUAGCUUGAAGAAACUAUGGAAACUUUAAUUUGCAUGAGAUUUUGUGUGUAUUUUUCAUCAGCAAGAUGAUGAAACAACAUUUGAAUCUAUUAAAUUAGGAAUACCUUUAUUUUGUGACUACAUUAUUGUGUUCUGAAGUUCCACAUCCAUUCAAUCUAGAUUGAUUUUUAAAAAGCUUUUAGAUCUAAGACAAUAGUCUUCCUGUACUAUUUCACAGACAGUGACUGAUUACCACAGUACAGUGGUACCUUGGGUUACAAACUUAAUUCGUUCCGGAGGUCUGUUCUUAACCCGAAACUGUUCUUAACCUGAGGCGUGCUUUCGCUAAUGGGGCCUCCUGCUGCCGGCGCACCACCAGCAUGCAAUUUUCGUUCUCAUCCUGGGGCAAAGUUCUUAACCCGAGGUACUAUUUCUGGGUUAGCGGAGUCUGUAACCCGAAGUGUUUGUAACCUGAAGCGUAUGUAACCCAUGCAAAAUAAGUAGUACAGUGGUACCUCGGGUUACAAACGCUUCAGGUUACAAACGCUUCGGGUUACAAAUUCCACUAACCCGAAAAUAGUACCUCAGGUUGAGAACUUUGCUUCAGGAUCAGAACAGUGGCGGCGCAGCGGCAGCAGGAGGCCCCAUUAGCUAAAGUGGUGCUUCAGAUUAAGAACAGUUUAGGUUAAGAGCGGACCUCCAGAACGAAUUAAGUUCUUAACCUGAGGUACCACUGUAGUAGGAAGCACUUGCAUGUCAAAGUUGUGCAAAGGGUCCACUCCAUUCACAAGCUGUUACUUUGAGUCAUUGGCAGACAUAAUGAUGGGAAAUGGAUUGUGGCAGAGGUUUUCAACCUUUUUGAGUCCACGGCUCCCUUGACCAACUACAUUCUUUCUGUGGUAAUGAAAGGUGGAGAAUGUUGCAUCCGUAGAGUGCUAAACUGAUUAAGUGCCACAUAAACACUCAAGUCUAGUAGGUCCUUUACUUUUGCAAUUUUGUUAUUUUUUGCUUUGUAGUUUUGCCUUUUGGCAUUUUUAAUGCUAUUGCUUGUGAGAGUUGGCAGGUGAGCUAACUUUCAUGUUGAGAAAAGGGCCAGCUGUGUAUACACUGAGAUACAAAUAGCCUAUGUGAUUGCAUGCUCCUUCCUGAGAGCAGUCUUGUUUAUCCCCAGUUAAGAUAUAUGACUGCAGUAACAUUAGCAGUCUGUUAAGGCUAAUUAAGUUCCCCAUGCAGAAUUAUGAACUAGCUGCAUAUUCUGAGAAUGCUGUUUAUGUGGCGAAUGAGGUUAGCUUUAACCGUUGUUAAUAUCGUGAUGUAUCAUUUAACUGUGAUUAAAGGGGAAGUGUGGGGAGGAAGUGUGUGAUUCUGCAAGUUGCUUGCCUAUUUUUGAUCUUUUAAUUGAUUUUAAGAGAGCCCUGAUGUUACGUUUGCUCUGGCACUGGGAAUCUACUUUGUUGACUAUGCUACUCUAAAUUUCCCUUAAUAUUCCCUUAAUAUUGAAAACUGAGCCUCAAUCCCAUCUAUGCUGUAAACAAACUGCAAUAUUUGCUCUUCUUUUGCAGAUUAGAAGUAGACUUUAUGUAGGUAAGUUCAAAUUUUUGUCUGUGAGUUGAGUUUAGCUGCAGUUGAAACCGUUUUCUCUCCGUUAAAGGUUACCACAUAUAGCUCUUCCUCUUUUUAGGAAGAGAGAAACAGCUUGCCAGUAAAGUUGCUGAACUAGUUGAAGACAAAUGUAAAGUACUGGAAAAACUCAGUCUCUGCAAAAAAGAGGUAAUGGUUACUGUUUCCCUUCAAAGCUUAAAUGCUUAGAGUUAUUGCUUCUGCCCAAAUUUUUUAAAUACUAGAAUAUAGACUUCCAUAUUUUAUUUUAUUUUAUUUAGUAUCAAUUUGGCUUAAUGAAUGUGUGUGUACCUGGAAGUUUUUUCCCUUCAUUUCCCUUCAAUUACCAUUUCUUAUUUCAAUGCACUUGCACAACCUCAUUACAUAGGAGCUGCAUUCAGAUGAUGAACGAGUAUUUUGGCUACACAUACACCUGCUUUGCGCCUUCCUUUGUAUGAGUGAGAAAACCAACCAACCAACCAGAAAGCUUUCUUUUAACCAAGUUUCCUGUUUAGUCUGAACCAGGAAAAUAUGGCUAACGGCUAUGGAACAAGCCAAGAUAGUGAGCCAUAGUGGAAACUGACUUAAUAUCCAGGCUUGUUCUGAAACCGUUAACCAUGCAAUAUGCCUGCAAUAGAAAUGCUAUAAUGUGCAAAGAUGCCUAGAUCACCCACAGCAAAAGGGUGAUAACUAUGCUAAGAGGAAAGAGUUCAUUGGUACCAGGUCAUAGAGCAGUCCUCCCCAAACUCCCCCCCCCCAGGGACCACUUAAAAAUUGCAGAGGGUCUUGGCAGGCUACUUAAUCAUUUUUCUGUCUGUGGUAGCAAUGGUAAUGCACUGUGAUAGGUGCUGUAGGAUUUUAAAUUGAUUUUUUAUAGACAUGUCACAGACCACCUGAAUGAAGCUCAUGGACCACGGAUGGUCCAUGCCCUGCUGCUUGGGAACCCCUGGCUUACAGAACCUUGUUUUCCUGAAAAUUCUGCUAGGAAUUGUCCCUCUCUGGGCUCCCAUACUACUAUUUUGAACACCCUGUUUAGCCUAGUUCUUGACAAGUCUGAUAAUUAUAAAGCUGAAAUGUGUGGAGCUUUUGCUAGCAGAGGAGUUUGAGGAGCACAGCCAUAGGUUGUCUGAUUUCCUUUAUUUUAAUUAUAAUACGGAAUUUUCAUUUUAGUAUGAAGAGUUAGAAAACUGCCUAAAAGAUGCCAGUCUUCUGCAAGGGUCAGCCAGUACAUCAAGCAUGAAGGUAAAAGUUGAACUGGGAAAAGUACUUGUAUAAUAUUCUUUCUAUUUAUAUACCACUUCAUAUUUUACUAUAAACCUCUGUUUGGUUUAAAAACAACCAAAAGGAAUCAGUGUAAGAAAAAGAAUAAAGAUUAAAUGUUCAAAAAUAAUACAGUUUCUAAUCUUGCUAAUCAUCUUCAUCACAAUUCCACAUUUUAAGGAACAUAAAUGAAUGAACAUCUGUAAAAUAUAUUUUAUAAACUAGAAUAUUCUUUACCACCUGAUCCUGCGCAUGUUUGUUCAGAAUUCCAACUGUGUAAGUAAGUGGGGCUCACUUUCAAAUAAGUAAGCAUUGAACUGCAACACUAGGUAGGUUUCUGUUGUUGUUUAUGACGUGUAUGUAUACUAACUCACUGCUUUUUGUUGGCUAUUGUGUCCAGUCACAAGGCAUUAAGUUAGGAUUUUACUGUACAAGAGCGGAAUCUGGAAUUUUGGUAAUCUCACAUUUCAUUUUUAAAGGCUUUUAACCCUAUCUGUGCAGAUAAGCUCAACAAAAUGUAGGAAAUAGGCUCUUUUAUCCAUGCAAGGCUGGCAGAAGUAGAAUCAAGUAUGUAAAAUGAAGUAGAUUGUGCUAACUUUAAUUUGCAUGAUUUAUGCAGGUUGAAUAAUUUGAUUUUGUACAUCCUUGACCUAGGCAUUUAAUUUUUAGUGCAUUAAACUUAAGUAUAAUGAAUACAUCCAAUGUAGCCUGGUCUGUGGAGCUGCUCUUAUUGUUUCUACAAUACAUAAUUAAAGUUAAAAGUGCUCAGUAGCUACUACUUAAUUCUCGAUUAAUCUUAUUACAAAUGUCUUCAUGUUAUCUUUCAAAACUUGAUUAUUUUAGGCAGCAUAUGAAGAACUGAGCAACUCGAACUCUGCACUCAAGAGUGACAUAGAAUGUUUAGAAAAAGAACUUAAAGAAGAGAAGUCCAAACGAUCAGAGCAGGAUGACUUGGUAUGUCUUUUGUUCAAAGCAGUCUUUCUCAGGCAGAAAGUUUGGCCUUCAAAGAGAAAUCAGAUAGUGUAAUUCAUCUGAUUAAAAUUAGAAUAUCCUGUCCUCAUCUACUCUCUAUUUGCUUUUUGCCUUUUUUUUUUAAGAAUAACAUUAAGCCAUUGAAGGUCAACUGCUCCUGUGGCUUUUGAUCAAAAACACUUUGUACUUCAUAUUCCAAAUAUGUUAAAUGUAUUGUUUCUUUAUCAGACUGAUCCACAUUUUUUCAGUGUGUCCUGGAGGCAGCACUGUUUGAAUUUAAUUAUGUACAGCAAGGGUUGCCAACAUUUUUGGUUCCAAGGACACAUUUGUAAACCAGAGAAACUGCAGUGGGCAUCACAUUGCAAACAAGUGCACACAGCAGCCUAUUCUUUUGGCUGCAAUAGAACACUUCUUUCAAGCCUAAUUUCAGCAGUGGGGUGGGAGUCCUGUGGGUUCCAAGGAAGACUGUAGAGGGCACGGCACAUGUACCACCACAUUUGCAACCCCUGAACCCAGUGUUGGUUUUUGAAAUGCGGCUAUCUCUAUGUCUGCAUCUUACUCUCUCUGUGUGUUUUGCUCAUCCAAGGGUGAUUUAUUGCCAUUUUAAUGAACUGUAGCUAAUUUCUGAACAGGGACGCGGGUGGCGCUGUGGGUUAAACCACAGAGCCUAGGACUUGCCAAUCAGAAGGUCGGUGGUUUGAAUCCCCGCGACGGGGUGAGCUCCCGUUGCUCGGUCCCUGCUCCUGCCAACCUAGCAGUUCUAAAGCACAUCAAAGUGCAAGUAGAUAAAUAGGUACCGCUCUGGCGGGAAGGUAAACGGCGUUUCCAUGCGCUGCGCUGGUUCGCCAGAAGCGGCUUAGUCAUGCUGGCCACAUGACCCGGAAGCUGUACGCCGGCUCCCUCGGCCAGUAAAGUGAGAUGAGCGCCGCAACCCCAGAGUCGGUCACAACUGGACCUAAUGGUCAGGGGUCCCUUUACCUUUACCUAAUUCCUGAACGUCGGAAAAAGUCCAGUUGAAUUCAGUGGGACUUUUCUCCCAUGUAUUCAGCAUUCUGUGAGAAUCAUACGCAGACUACAGUUAAUUGGACUUCCUGUUUCCAUGUGCCAGUGUUGUUUGUUUAGAUGAAUGUAUAAGGGUAGAAGAUCUUUCAGUAUGAAAACAUUAUCACAAAGCUAAUAGAUUGAAUGUUUUCUUGACAAAUGUGCAUAGAAUACCUUCAUAGAGAAUGAGACAUUUGCCUUUGGGGCACAGUAGAUAGAGCCAGUUGACUUUUGGAAGUUAUUUGAUCAACUUUCUAAAGCAUCUUUUAUAACAGGGGUGGGGAACAGGGGUGGAGAAAUGCCCCAAUAGCCACAUGGGCACUUUGACAAAUGGGAGGGGCUGUGCACUUGUCAAUUUCAAAGAAAGAAUUGUGACAACGCUUAGAAUGCACUCCCAACUCUUUCUUUGCAGCCUGGCUGGAUUAAGUCAAAGAGUGUCACUUCUAUUUUAUUGCAAUCUAUAUAGUUUCCUAUCAAUGAGAGCUGAAAAUAAAAUGGUCGCAGGUGAUCCCUUGAUAAAUACAGUAUUUAAAUCUAAUUCAACACAGUGUUUGUUCACAGUUGUUUUGACAAGGCAGUAUCAACCAGAGUGUUUUAUAUAAAUUUAUUUUACUGUCUUUGUAGUUGAUUGAAAUACGGAGAAGAAUGGAAUCCUUAGAAAAUGAAGCAAAGUCUAUUCAAAUGCAAGUAGCUGAAGUAAGCCAAUCUUUAGAUAUUAAUGUAAAUGUUUCAUCAUGCACCACAGCAAAAUCUUGGACCUCACUGUCAAUAUUUUUCAUUAGUCUUGAACACAAGUUCUUUAUGUCUGCUCUGUUUAGACAUUUCUUUCUUGUAAACAAAUUGAAUUCCUCUUGGUUUGCCAUUAAAGGUGGUUUGCCUAUUUCUGCAGUAAUUUGGCAUUCUAGGAGGAGAAUUCAGGACUUUUUAUUUAUUGCAACAUUGCAAAUAAUUUAAGCCAAAGUUAUCUUUUGCCUUGUACGUUCUCCAGAGCAGUUAUGCAGCAAUGAUGUCAAUUGGGGGGGGGGGGGACCUCCACAAGCUGUUGCUGUGCCAUUGGCAACCAGGUUUCAUUGUUGUCACUUAGAACACAGGGUGUACACACAGCGUCACUAGUGCUGUUUGACAGGUGGAACUGUGUAUUGUCAUAUUAGUCAGUGGAGAAAGCCCUGCUUGCUUAUUUUAUUUUCCAUUCAAAUAUCUUUCAAAAAUCAGCAUGCAGUUAAAUGAAUGACUCACAGCUUUAGGACCCCAGACCAUUGAGAGGUUUUUGGUGCACAGAUCACAUGCCUAUGAUAUAUAUAAUUUACUGCUGCUGAAGGUGGGAUGCUGGGAUUGCAUGCAUCUAUGCCCCAGAUUCACAGGAUUGCAAGAUGAGCAGACAGGUUCGUACCUGUUGUUUAUUUUGGAGAACAUCAUGUGUUUGGCAGGGGAAAGGUGGGUUCUGUGGAAAUAGUUAUAUAUCUCUGUGCCCUCAUUCACAGUAUAUCUUAGUGAGUAUCACUCAGUGGAACAUAAUUUUAUGAUAUGGUAUUAGGAUUGGAUUGUAACCAGGCUAAUGCCUAAAGGAAUUGGUAGAAAUAACAAAAAAUGUAAAUGCGAUUCUAUGUAUUUUUGUAUAUACUUAUAUUAGCAGCUUCACUGUGCUUUAUUUCACUUAGGCCAAGUCCACAUUAAAAGUAUAUGAGAUCAACAGAGAGAGACUGAAAACAUCUGUCCAAGAUGCAAUAGCUGAAAACAACCAACUUCAUGAAAGUGAAAAACAGGUAUAUUAUUUACACUGUGUAGUUUUAUAGAGUGCCUUUUAGGAACACUGUAUCCUCACUUUAGAAUAAUUUAUGAUUUUAAAUAUUGUUAAGGCUCCGGUUUAAAUUAUUAUGUAGUUUAAUGAAAGUUGGAGGGAAAGUGUAUAGUCCACAGACUGCUAUAAUUUUUGUGACUUUGCCUUCCAUGGGGUAAAUCAGUUGCCACUUCUAUGAGUGGUUUGAUGUUCUGAGCUGCUUGGCAUUUCAGUGCAUUUAUUAAGACACAGGCCUUUUGGUGGGGUGUGUGUGUGGUUCAAUUGCUUCCUUGCCAUCAGAGUGGUUGGAUGUUCUUUGGUCUUGGAGGGUGUGUUUCCUUCAGAACUCUCUCUUUGUCUUCCCUAUAGAGGCUUUUCUAGAUUGAUGUGCCUGGGACAAUGUCAGGACAGUAUUUCUGAGCUACUAUCUCAGUCAGCUUUUAAUAACUUGUCUUGCCGCAGAUUGGAUCCACCUCAUAUUUCCAGCUUGGGGAUGAUUAAUCAUAGGCUUGGGUGGCAUUCUGGUAACAUGAAAGCUGGACUUGUUCCACGUAGUCAGGUUUUAUACUUUAAAUCUCUAGCUCUUUAUUGGCCAGAACUUUCUGGGUUAUAUCAUGUUGUGUCUCAAGCUGAUGGGAAUUUCUUUGCUCCAGUACAGCCUUCCAUCAGCAGAAUGGGAAGGAAGGCAGUUUUGUUGAUUUCCCUUCCUCCCUGCAGACCCCUUCUGCCCUCUUACACUAUUCUAAGGGCUUCCCGCCACCCAACCAUUCUGAAGCAGAUUUCACAGGGCAGGUUUGAAAAAUUGCCUCCCUUCCUGUUCCACUGAUGGAAGGUCCUGUCAGAUCAAAAAGUAUUUUAUUAGUGUGCAAGACACAGUUGGAUGCAACCUUAUAUAUUCCCAUGCUUUUUUAAAACACAAAAAGUUCAAUAAAAAUGAUUUUAAAUUUCAUGUAUAGCAAAAGAACAGCUGUCAAAAAUUAGAACAUAUGAAAUGUCAGUUAAAAUACAAAAUAUUCAGCUCAAUGAAUUUUGCUGUAUGUAAUGUUAAGAAUUUAGGCCAGACCUUUUAGAAUUAAAUAUUAUGAAAUUCUAAUAACUGGUUGGUAGAAAUUAAAUACUGAACUUUCUAACUUUUGUUUCCAGCUCUUAAAAGAAGCUGAAGGACAGAGUGAACAAUUAAGUGAGUUAAAUGAACAAGCAAAAAUGUUAGAAACCUCAAAAGCAGGUAUGGAGGAGACUCUUAAAAACAAAGAAAGUCAAGUCAAGGUAAAAUUAAAGAUUUAUUUAUUAUGUUUAUAUCCCAACUUUUUUCUCAAAGGAUGGUUCUCCUACAACAACCCUGUGAAGUAGAUUAGGCUGAAAGACAGGGACCGGCCCAAGGUCACUCAGUGACUUUCCUGACCGAAUGGGAAUUUGAAACCUGGUUUCCCAGGUGUUAGUCUAACACUUGAACCACUAUACGCUGGCUGCAGCUCUUGCUUUACUUUAAUCAUAUGGACAUGUGUGAAUUAUGUGCAUGCCUAAUGUCACCUGGCACACAGGAGGAAAUUUGUUAUUUAUUUUGGGGCUCUUAUCGUGGGAAGACUGCAUCACAUUUUAAAACAGCAGGAAGGGUUAUUGAAUUCUAGGGGAGAGGGAGAGAGAAAGAAAGGGGAAAUUCCAGGAGUUGCAAGAGAACCAAUUUUAUUAUGUAUAUAAUUCCCUCCCUCCACCCCACCCCCAAAGUAUUGCUUGGUGUGCUUCAAAAUCCUGCCACUCAACAACAGCUUGCACUCCUCCCUUUGGGAAUAUUUGGAGAGAUACAGAUGCUUCCCUCAGGCAUUGAUAACACUGCUUGGAGCUGUGGUUGCCUUGUAGCUUCAUUGAUUCCUAUGGGAGUCACUGGUGCAAAGCUCUAGGAGGGAGCAUGGUAGACUCGUAUGUUUGGCAAGUUGCUAAGCCCUUUUUAAUUGGCUGAGCUGUAGGGUUAUCUGCUUAAACUUCUUGGAGUCUUCCCUCCUCUCAUAUCAAGCAUUCCAUUUGUGUAAGUGAAUGGGAGAAAAGUCCUGGGCAGAAAACUAGGGCCAUAAUAUUUCACUGAUUUCUUUAGGCAUCUAUCCACAUCCCUCCAAAUUCCUCAAAGGGCAAUUUCCAAAUAGCUUCAGUGGAGGUUCAGGUGGCUUUUUCAGAGACCAAGGAAGCUAGUGGUCAGAUACAGAUUUGCAGUGCUGGAUAGAGAGAAAAACCUGCCUGCAACUUUACUUGGGGUUCUGGAAUUCUACUUGUAUUGAGUUUGCAGGAGGUCUAGCUACCACAGUAAUGCAUGCUGUUGUAAAAGUUUUUCUCUUAGAAGUAGUCCACACGGAACAGGAACUAUUCCUGUAAAACACUUGAUAUGAAAAUACCGUUAAACGUUCAAUAGGUUUAUUGAAUAUAUAUGAAAUGAAUAAAAUCAUGAAUUUGCUUUGUGAAGAGCCAAGGACUCAUUUGUGCAUCUUGUUUUAUAAAUAUGGUAUAGUCACUGACAGAGUGCUUGUUGAAGAUGAAAGACUGGAGCUGUACAUUAGAUGAACAUGCUGCUGCUGAAGACAACCAUUGGGAUAAUGAUAUAAAGACUGAAACAGAAAAUGGGGAGCACUUGGGUAAAUCAUUAUUCAUUUCCUACGGAAAGGGAAAGAAAAGAGAAAUGAUUUCAUUUUCAAAUUCUAGAAUUGUCACCUGUUCUCCUCCUUAAUAUGUGGGAAUCAACUACAUACAAGGAAUUAAACAAAAUCUAUGGCAUAGGUAUUAAUAGGCAAUAGCCUGUUGCAUUCAGUGCUUAAAGUGGAUUUUCACCAAAGCUUUAUGUUGACAUAUGCUAGAUUUCUCUGUGCUGCAGCCGACUGCUCAAUGUAACCCCUGAAGUUAAAAAACAAAAAACUUAGAAAAAGACAGUCCAAGUUGUUGAGACUCUAACCCUAGGAUAACUUGGCAAAGCACAAACUGGUCUGACAACCACUGCUCGUUCUUGUCCUUAGCCUGAGGAUAAGUAGCCCACAUGAAAAGGUCAAGGAACUUAAUUAAGCCUGAGGAGUGUAAUUCUUGCAUUGGAUUGAUUACACAUUUCAAACGCAUUUCAGAAAAACUGCUUCUGUAAAGCAUUGUUAGAUGAAUAAUGUCCCUAUCCCCUCCCUCUUGAACUCACUGCUUCUUACAAACAGUACAACUGUUUUUAAAACUUGGGCAAAAGAAAUCUUUCCCACUUAAAAAGCAAUACUGUGUUUUAUAAAUAAAUAACAAAAGAAAAAGUUUUCAGUGAUUUGUUGGUUUUUUUCACCUUCUCUUCAUUUCCCUUAAACCAGAUGAUCAGGAAAAACGAACUGUAAAGAAGUUGAUUUAUGCUGCAAAGGUAAUACACUAAUAUUGUGAUCAUUUUCUUUACUGGUUUAUAAAAACUUUUUUUGGGGGGGGAAAUUAAAGCAAUUUUUUAAAAAAGUUCAGUAGAAAAUAUAUGCAAGCUUUUUUGGAAUGAUAGGAUCCAGAGUUGCCCUUUUGUGAAUGGAAGAGUUUCUUCCAUGCAUGAAGUGGGCUGAGUUUCAACUAACUGGACAAAGGAAAAGAAACUGUAAGUUUUCAAUUUCUGCUGUCCACUGCACCACCUCCAGCACUGUCCCAGAGGGGCUGCUGGGAGAAGGAGGAAUCGCUGAAAAUUGCCUCCACCAGCAGAUGCAGCCUGUGAGCGGAGUCCUGCUCAUAAGAACUCUGGAUUCAAGCCAAAGAAUUAUUUUAAUGGUGUGCCUCUUUAGUAUAUGUGAUGCAGUGGGGUGCUGCUAUUGCUUAACUAUUGCCAGGGAUUGGCAGGGCUCUGAUGAGUGUGUGAUGGAGGCAAGGGGGUUAGAGACUGAGACAGCAGGGCCCCCCCCCCCCAGUGAUUUAUGGUGUUUGGUGCCAUCUGUGAGGCAGGAGCCAGGGCAGGGGGAAGAGGAGAGGAAGGGUUGGAGAAGUCAGAGACAGAAGUGGGGCGCAGGACACGUUGGAAGCGGAGAAAGAGGCUGUUCAGGCGAGGGGCAGGCCGGUCCAAUCCCUGCCAUCCCCUGCUCUGCUGUUUUUUAGAACCAGGAGAUGCUUGAAGAGGGAAGGGCAGCAACAACAUUUGUGCAGGAAAAGUCUCUGGUUGCGUGUGUGCACUCCCAUCAGAUGAGGCCACAUAAUUUUGGGAGGGGGGGCCUGGCCCCACUGUUGCUUUAACUCAUUAAAGAAGUAAGCAUCAACCAAUUGCCUUCUUUGGCUAGGUGGGUGCAGGAGAAGUAAAGAAUGCUUCCUGGCUUUGCCUUGGCACAUGAUUUUGAUUUACAAUGGGUGCACAAACUCCCUUUAGGUACCUACUGUUUUUGCUGUGAUAUAUUCUUGGAGUAGUGUAGUGAUGUUAUCGUUCUGUUUAUUUUAAAUGGCUGUUUUAAUGAUAUACUAUGUGAAACCAGUUUCUGUUGCGGUUUGGAGGAAUGAUGGGGUGGGGGUGGGGAAUCAAAUACAUAAGUAAGCAUUGCAGCCAGAAAGUGAUCCAGAACUAGAUAAAGGUUUGUUUUAGAAGUGCAAAUGUACAUCAGUAGCUUCUUUUGCAAUUAUGAUUUGAAAUAAUUUAUCCUUUUUCUUUGAUAUAGCUAAAUGCUUGUCUAAAAUCUAUGGAAUCAGAAGUAAAUCAAAUCUGUUCAAAGCUAACAGAUGAAAACAAAGCAAAAGAGGAACUUGCAGGUAAUGAUGAAUUCUUGAUUUUUAAUUAUUAUUUCUUUUAAAAGAAGAAGAAAGCUGUUUUCUAUUACGGUUUUAGGAAAAUCUUUACUUUUAACUGAACGAAGCUGUAAAGGUAAUUAGAAAUCUCUUAAAUGAUCAGGGUUCACUGAAGUAUAAGGUAUCUUGGAAAAAAAACAUUAAAACAAAGAAUUCAAUUUUUACAAGAUACCUUGUUGAAUUUAUGAUGCCGUAUCCUUCAUGGAGUGCCUCAGGAAGGUGUUUUUUAUGGCUUGGUGAAUGGGUAAAUCAUGGUUGUAGGAAUUGUUCCACUUUCAGAGACUGCCACACUGUAGAGGUGAGAGAUUUGUAAAUAUUGAAGAAGGCUGCAUACUGUAUAGAAGCAAAAGCAGCCAUUUAAAUUUGCUGUCUCUUCUAUUUUUUUUCCACACACACCCCCCGCUCCACUUCAGAAAGCAGAAACCAUCCCAGAGACAAUGAAAUGGGUUGAAUCUUGCUGAGGGGAGUUUGUGACGGGGGCAGCCCUACCAUUAGGCAGAGUGUGGUGCAGGUCCAGGGUUAGACUUUGCUGCUGCCACUCACUUAUUAUACACACACAAACACACACUCACACACACACACACGCGGACACCAGAAGUGUGUUAGUAGUGUUCCUGGUGCUGCUGUAGCAUGGGAACCAAACUUAGCUCUUAACUGCAGUUGCCAUCUUCCAUGUUUGAUUACCCAAAAUGGAAUUCUCAACCCAACAUUGUGUCAGACGUUGCAUUUUGGGUAAUUUAACUUGGCUGGUGGCUACUGCAGAUGGGAGCCAAAUACUAACUUGUCUUCCAUUCAAAAAGCACUGCUGCUUCCCAUGAUUUAAACACGCCAGGUGGCCUGGUUGGGAAAGCCAUAGGAAGCUGCCUUAUACAGUGGUACCUCGGGUUACAUACGCUUCAGGUUACAGACUCUGCUUAAGAACUUUGCUUCAGGAUGAGAACAGAAAUCGUGCUCCGGCGGCGCGGCGGCAGCAGGAGGUCCCAUUAGCUAAAGUGGUGCUUCAGGUUAAGAACAGUUUCAGGUUAAGAAUGGACCUCCGGAACGAAUUAAGUACUUAACCUGAGGUACCACUGUACUGAGUCAGAUCAUUGGUCAUACGGAGUCAGGCCAUUGGUCCAUCUAGCUGAGCAUUGUCUACAUUGACUGGCAGAAGCUCUCCUGGAGGAUUGAGGUAUGAGGUGAGUGACGGGUAGUGACUGAGGAAAUGUGUGGCAGUGAGGAAACACUAAGCAGGGACAACCCACAGAAAUUUGAGGCAACUGCCUCAGACAAUUAAUUUUGGGUGUCAUGAAAUGGCAACAGCCUGUUAGUUAUUUCACGUAUCAUUAUUGCAUUUUUAAUGUCAGGGAGCUGGGGGAGGUGUUUCCGGGGGUUUUCCAGAAUAACUUGCCCAGCUGUGCAUACUAUACACUUUGACUGGGUAGUGGGUUGGGUUGGGGGACAACACAGCUGUUCUGUCUCAGGCAGCAAACUUGGGCCAACCCGGAUCCUGAUUAGGAAGUAGAAGAUACCAAAAACAAAACCCAAAACCUGGAUUUCUAUGUAUUACAUGGCCAUUAUCUUAGUAGAUUGAGAUGCGGGGCUUAUUAGCUGGGAAACUGUUGGUGCUGACGUGUGGUAUUAGUAUUAAAAAGGAUUUAUUUAGCUAUGGUAAAGCUGUCCUGUGCCUUAUUUCCCUCCUGUCUGUACCUCAGCCCAUUUGGUUCAAACAUAUUUGUCCUGUGAAGGAAAUCAAAACAAAAUUUGGUCAACAAAUCCAUGUGAAAGGGGGGGAAAUGUAUCCUUUUAGUGGGAUUUCAAAGCAUUUUUCAAAGUGCCUGGAGUUAUUGUACAGGGACAUAAUGAGGUUUUACGUCUCUUCCAAACUCCUUCAGAAAUCAUUUUUCUUUUCAGCAUUAGAAUACUGUAUUCAGUCUUCAAUCUUUGUUUCCUUUAUCGUAUGGGUUUAACAUAGCAGUUAAUUGUAAUUAACUCUUAAUUGUGACAGAACGCAUUGAAAAUCUACAAAAGGAACAUGUCACGUUGCAUUCUGAAAAUACACGCUUUGAAAGCGAAGUUCAGAAGCUUCAGCAAAAGCUUAAAGUCAUGACUGAGCUGUAUCAAGAAAAUGAAAUGAACCUUCACAGGUAUUGGUAGCAGUCGAUUUGUUGCUUGAUACAUGAAUCUUUGUUUAGAUAACAGAAAAAGGAUGUUAUAUGUAACUUGAGCCUGCCAUGUUUCUUCGACAAUUAUACCCUUGUCCUGACACUGGGACCUUGCUGCCACUUCUUGGUCUAUUUGCUUACUACUUCAUAUGGUUUAUAAUACUGCGUUUUUAAACAACUCCCAAGCAUUUUGGAUUGUUGUGACCCUCUUGACCUUUUCUUUCAACUUCCUUUUUACCAAUCCCCUCAUUUUGGGGGUGUUUCCUCUUUCAUAGCCAAAUGUGACUGUGCUUGAUUUUCUUGGCAAUUGGCCAUUUUCAUGUAUGUGCAUGAAUAGCACUAUGGCUACUUCACUUAACUGGCUUGCAACACUUACACCUUGUACCAAGUUCUGUGCACCACUCAAGAUAAAAGUCCAGGCUUGCCGUCCCUCUGGUUGGUUCCAUGACAUAGUCAUUUAGGAUAUCUAGGUAAUUUACCGCUUUGUCAUGGCUGGAACACAUAUGUAGCCAGUCUGUAUGAUGCGAGUUGAAGUCACCCAUAACUGCAGCAUUCCCUCUUUUGGAUUCUUCCCUGAUUUCAUUCUUUUAUCUUAAGAUCCCCUGAUCAUUUUGAUCAUGGGGGUGCUAGCACUUCAUCAGUACUAAAUUUCUCUUGGGGACCAGUUACUAUUGUUAGCAGAUGUUUACCGGCAAGUUCUUCACAAAUCAUUUUUCAGAGCUGCUGCUGCAACCUUCAAGGAAUAAAUUUGGCAAGUUCUGCUAUAUCCCAGUCGUAUUCAUGUUUGCUCUGAACCCUCAGUGAGGGUGGUGCUGUGUUGAACAUUCUGUCUGCUCAUGUGUUGCAGCUUGCCAGAUGGAAUGAUCUCUCCCCUCCUACCCACAUGCAAUGUUGUCUCCAUCCCUUGCCAAUUUGCAUGGGGGGGUGGGCAGAAGCCCCAUUUGCACAGGGCUUCUACUGACAGGGAUUGUUAGCUGAUUCACACCUUGAGAAGCCCUCUAAGUAUGCACAGGGUGGCACAACCUUUAAUGUAUUGAGGAUUUUAACACCAUUUUUAUUGUUGCUUAUGCUGCUUAUAAUUAAGGAUCAGGCUACUAGGGCAAAUGGAAAUUACUGUACAUGUCAGUGUUUGUUUUUUUGAAAUGAGCUUCAGCCUUUUGUGGAUGUUUUCUUAAGAUGACUAGAAAACAGUUGAGUUGUGGCUAAUGAAAGGCUUUGUUUCUUUUAUUUUUCAAAGGAAAUUAACUGUAGAAGAAAAAGAUCGUUUGCAGAAAGAAGAAAAGCUUUCCAAAGUUGAUGAGACAAUCAGUCAUGCUGCUGAAGAAGUGAACCGUUAUCGGUAACUAUGGAUUUCAUUUGGUAUUUUCCUCUGUUGAAUGAACAAAAUUCAGUGGAGAAUUAGACCUAGCAUCUUGAAACUUCUGAAAAAUCAGAGGAGUCGUAUGGAGUAGUACCUCAAGUCAGUGAAGCCCCAUUACAGUAAUCACAACUGACUCAAGCCCCUUCUCAUAGUGUUUUGGGUGGAGAGAGUGGUUAUCAUAGGCUUGGAUUUGAAUGUAUCUUCCUUGAGUAGAAGGGCAAUUCACCAGAUUUUGCUGCUUUCCUCCAUCCUGCUGGAGCCCACUGUGUCCCAUCCCACCUGAAUUCUAGAUGAUCCCUUCAUCCUAAGGAGCCAGGAAAGCCCUGUUAUACGUACCUGGAAGCUCAUCCUUCUCCCAGCCAGAACUUCCUCUAAGGGGCAGGCAGCUUUAAGGUAGCUUUGCAGAGCUUGUGGGUCUUGACAGUCACCAGAUUGACUGGAUAGGUUAUCCCUUUUUUAAGGUGCUAGAUAUUCUAGUGUCCCUUCUAAAUCAGUGGAGGAGGUCCUUCUGCAUCAGUGUUCUUAACAAGGGCUUGUGGGAGUGGUUGGGUGCAGAGAUGCCAAAGAAGGAUGUCAAAACCGUCAGAAUGGUCAUUUCUAGUGCUUUAUUAAAAGAAAGGUUCAGACUUACAGCAAAUCAGCCUGCUAGGUCUCCCAGCCUUUAUGGGAUUGACAUUGAAGUAAGGAGAUGGCUGUCUGCACCCACACAAACAUUCAUACAUUCUUUAUAGACAAAGCAGCAUACGUUUCUCAGCCAGGACUUCCCAUCACUCCACCUGACCAGAUGGGGGCAUAGGGGGCAAAUGCCCAAGUCUUACAGAUAGUUGCCCUUUCUGGGCCCAGAGCCCAGCACUCCAAGCCCACAGAUAAGGAUAGCAUCACAGCAAGCAAAUUAGCUUAUAGCAAAACAAGUGAAUAUAAACAUAUAUGAACUCAUUGCUACAGCUGCCAGUUAAUUGUGGGGUUAUCUUGACUACCAAGAUGACAUUUGCAGAGCUUCUGGAACAAUUUGCCUUUGGUUUGACACAGCCAGGUUAAUACCCUCCCCCAACCUUACAGGGCCUUGUAAAUCAAUGUAGGCUACUAAGCUUCAGUUGGAAGAGACCCCAUUCUAUUCCAGUUUUGUCUCUUUCACAGCAACAGAAUUUUGCAGCCAGCUUGACAAAAGGGAAUAGUUCUGCAGGCAGGUUCCAAUCUGCUUCCAAGGCUAUCUUGUUCUUGCCUAACUGGUGCUCUGCCUUCUGCUUCAGUAGGGCUCCCAGUUAGAUUAGGUUUGGGGUUGUUGCUUUUUUUUAAUGACAUACUUUUCAAUGUUUCUUAAGGUGUUGUGAUAAUAUCUGGUGUGCAAAAUUAUCCUUGUAUAAUUCCAUUACAGACAACGAGCAGAAGAACUAGAAGAAGAACUGAAAAAAACAGUUCACUCUUAUGAGAAUCUGGUAUUUAUAUAUAUAUUGUUUUCUAAAUUAAGUACAUGUGCUAUGUUUACUAUGACUGAUUUCAGUUGCGUUUACUUCAAAGUAUGCUUGCUUACGAUUUCAGCAUUAUAGCGUGAUCCUAAGCAUGUUUACUCAGAAGCAAUCCUUUUUUUCUUAAAAAAUGUUUAGGGGUACUCUCAUUUUGACUCAAGAAAAUCACUGUUUUGUAAUUCAAAUUGGGGGAAAUAAAUACAGUAAAUGGACAAAAGUACAAAGAUUCACAAAAUGUUUAGGGGUACGCAUAUCCCUGCGUCCCCCCAGAAAAAAAGCACUGCUCAGAAGUAAAGUUCAGUUCAAUUAAAUUUGCUCCCAGACAAGUGUAUAGCAGACUGAGGCCUUGUUGUUAUUAUUUUUAUUAAUAACAUAUAUCUUAAAUGCAGCAUCUCUCACCUUUAAAAGUUUAUUGACUUUGACCACAGGUGAGGAAUGUAUCCAGUGGACUAGAUCCAAAACUUCCCCACCUCUGUGGGCCAUUUUGAUAAGUGGAUGGGGUUGCCCAUAUGUCAGUCCAUGAUGGCCCAUGACAUCAAGUGAUGCAACACAAAAGCACAUCAAGUGAACUCCCAUUUCUUCCUUAGCGGGUACGGCUUUUCAACUGAAGCAGUGGCUGCGAAGGAACAUUCUACCUUUGCAGACAUGGCUCAUCUUUGAGUCAUGGCAGCAAAGGAAAAUUUCUGUUUGUGAUUUGCUCCUUUUUGCAUUUGGCAUCAUUUUCUUUCUACAGGAGGAGUACCUCUGCUGAGUUUAGGAGUAGCUUAGCGUUACAUACGAACCACAUAUCCUGGUUUAAAACAAGCUGUUUUAGUUUCUAAAUAGGCCAACUUCAAACCAUGUGUGAACCCAGCCAGUGCUAUGUAUUUAAGUACUCAAGAUGUUACUUUAUAUUUGAUCAAAAGCAUGCCAGAUCAUUUGCCAGCCCUCUCUCAACUCCUUGUGGAGUCAUCUAAGGCCCACCUAAGCUCAGCAUGAAUAGGAGUGGGAUGGGGGAAUUCUUGUGUCAAUUCAUGCACUUUCCUCUUCCUCCUCUUUGGUUUCUGAGGCACGCAGCUGAGAAACGGAGGCAUGCUAGUAUCUGUCCAGAGGGCAUUCCUCUCUUGUGCCUGAGACACUUUCAUUGGAGUAAAAUGCUGGGAACGUAAAAAACAACAACCUUGUUUGCUGUUGUUGAUGAACUUGGCAAGAAAGAAGUGGAGAUAAGAGAAGAAACAGCAGGAAAAAAUGUGGUGGGAAAUGAGAGGAGGAGUGAGCAAGCAAGAGCACUGCAGGGCAAUGUGAGAGUAAAACAGUAUUGAGGAAGGCAGAGAGACCUGUGGAGUGGAGGCACAACAGAGAUAAACAUUAUGGAGUGGGGAAAGGAGAGAGAUUAAUAGAAGGUGGGUGUGGAGAGAAAGUGAAUUGCCAUAUACAGUGGUACCUCUGGAUGCGAACAGGAUCCGUUCUGGAGCCCUGUUCACAUCCUGAAGCGAACGCAACCUGCAUCUGCACGGGUUGCGAUUUGCCGCUUCCGCACAUGCAUGUGAUGUCAUUUUGAGCAUCUGCACAUGCGCAAGCGGUGAAACCCGGAAGUAACGCGCGCCGUUACUUCCGGGUUGCCGUGGAGCAGAAUCCGAAAAUAUUCAUCCCGAAGUUACUUCAACCCGAGGUAUGACUGUACUUUCCCACAAGUCAUGUGCUAGCGUGGCUCUUUGGAAUUAAAAAAAUGCAUCUUGCCUUUCAGACUGUGAUUUGAGUUCUGCACCUCUGAACUAAUGUGGAAUUCUCUUUUAACAGGUUAAGUCCCAUGAGCAGAAAGCUCAUGAUAACUGGGUAAGUUGCAAAUGCUAAAAACCUGCCAGCCUUUCUGAAAAGUGUGAUGCUUUCAAAAGGGGCAAAGGCAUUUUUAUUAUUUUAUUUUAAAAUAUUUGUAUGCUGCCUUUGAGAGAUUCACCUGGAUCUUUCUAAUACACUCAUUUGCCCCUUGCUCUGCAGCUGUCCCAAAACAACUGUUAGACUGCUCCUUUGAACUCCCCAAGUUUAGCCAUUAUGCUGGGUAAAUUGACAAAAGUUGUUUUGAAGGUUUUCUGUGAGCUGCUAUAAAUCCAGAUGUGCACCUGGAUGCUGCUACCCCACCCCGUUUGUUAUCUUACUCAUUUACUGACCACCAGCUCCCCAAUAGGAUUUUUAAAUUAUAUUUUAUAGGGCCUUUUAAACUUUCUCUCUUUAAAUAAGUAUAUUCUAUCUCCUGAUAAAGUCUGGUGCUAUUGCUCCGUUGUAGGAUCAGCUGCAGGGCUCUGCGUGCUGUUCAGUGGCAGAAUUUGUGGCAGUUCAAGUUGUGUUUGGAGAAAAGCCACUCUGCAAUGCAUUUCAGAAGGAACUCUUUCAGGGCAGAGGAAGAAUGGAGAAGGGGGGGGGGAAGCUUCCUAUGCCCCUUGGUUCAGAAUUGUAGGACCAUAAAAAUACUCCUUUUCAUUAGUACUAGUAAAAAAUAGGUGGGGUAAAUCCAGUGCUUUUUUCCUUUAAAAAAUGUUUAGGGGUACUCUCAUUUUGACUCAAGAAAAUCUCCAUUUUAUAGUUCAAAUCGGGGGAAAUAAAUACAGUAAAUGGACAAAAUUACAAAGAUUCACAAAAUGUUUAGGGGUAUGUGUACCCCUGCAUCCUCCCUGAAAAAAAUCACUGGAUAAAUCUAAUUGACCUCAAAAGGUACAAGCUUAUGGCAGGAAAAGACUAUAUCAAUAUGAGCCCAUGGAUGCUGUGACCAGUUUCCUCAGUGUCUUAUGGAAUCUUUUUUUAUAGUAACAGUAAAUCCCUUCUUGUAAAAAUAAAUCCUUCCAAACCCAAUGCCAAUUUUAAAAUGUUUGAUUUUGCAACACUCUCCUGGCCUUGUUUCAAUGCCAUUUUAAUAAAUACUUUGGCUGUUUUUGCGGCUCUUAUCUAAGAAUAAAACAGUCUGUCCUCUGAUAACAUUGCAGUAAUGGAGAACAAAAUGUGAUUGCAAAACCCAUCUUUCACACAAGACAAAAAAUAAACCCCACCCCUCUCGUUCCGUUUAUAAGGCACUCCAGUUUUAUUAAGAGAUUCACACAAACGGAAUCCAAGGCUUAUCCAUAUGAAAGCUUCCUCCAGAGCUUGAAUUGGCAUGGACCGCUAAAACAGAUGGGAAGGGAAAAUGUCCCAGCUAGGAUUGAGGGCUUGCUCAACAACCGUUGGGUGGGAUUCAGUUAGUGAGGCCCCUGCACAGAGACUCCGCACCCCUUCAAACUGGCUUGGGUGGCAGGUGGGAGAACUGGAAUGGUUCCUGGGGAUCGUUCCAUCUGGCAAGCCAAACUGCUUUCCCUGAUGGAACGAUCAGAAGAGCGCAACCUUGAAUUCCUGCCAUUAGUUUGAUCUGUACUAAUCCUGCUAGACUUGGAGUAGCUAACAUCAUGCUUCUAGAUGUUCUAGUUACAGGUAGGUAGCCGUGUUGGUCUGCUGUAGUCGAAACAAAAUAAAAAAAAUCCUUCCAGUAGCACCUUAGAGACCAACUAAGUUUGUCAUUGGUAUGAGCUUUCGUGUGCAUGCACAGCUGUUGGUAUCUGAAGAAGUGUGCAUGCACACGAAAGCUCAUACCAAUAACAAACUUAGUUGGUCUCUAAGGUGCUACUGGAAGGAAUUUUCCUAUUUUACUUCUAGAUGUUAGACUACACAGAGAGCCAGUGUGGUGUAAUGGUUAAGAGCGGUAGACUCGUAAUCUGGUGAACCGAGUUCGCGUCUCCGCUCCUCCACAUGCAGCUGCUGGGUGACCUUGGGCCAGUCACACUUCUUUGAAGUCUCUCAGCCCCACUCACCUCACAGAGUGUUUGUUGUGGGGGAGGAAGGGAAAGGAGAAUGUUAGCCGCUUUGAGACUCCUUCGGGUAGUGAUAAAGCGGGAUAUAAAAUCCAAACUCUUCUUCUACACUGCCCAUCAUCCCAGCCCUGUUGGCCAUACUAAUGGGCUGAUGGAUAUUGUAGACUUUCACAUGGAGGGCAGUUGGCUACUCAUAGUUUGUUUUCACCAGCUCAACAGCGCCAUCUCUGUGUAAGUUGUGGGUGUCAGAGAUGGUGACAUUUUAGUAGCUACUCCAUCUAAGGAGCAUGCUAAUUAAUCUCCAACUUUUAUGGGCAAGAGAACGCCAUCAGUAUUCCAUAGCUUCUUUGUCUGUUAGUACCCAUUGGGUCAAAUUGCUAGUGAAUAAGAAAGAUCAGGAUAUUUAAAAGCAGGUUUACACCCAGACCCUUGAUGGAGUCACAGUGGUCCAGCAGCUGCAAAUUGCAUUGAAAUCACCAGUCUUGCAUUGUGGUCAUUGCUGAACAUGGAGGAGGGGUACUUCACUUUUAGUGUCAUUUAAGCUGUUUCAUGGGACGCGGGUGGCACUGUGGGUAAAACCUCAGCGCCUAGAACUUGCCGAUCGUAUGGUCGGCGGUUCGAAUCCCCGCGGUGGGGUGUGCUCCUGUCGUUCGGUCCCAGCGCCUGCCAACCUAGCAGUUCGAAAGCACCCCCGGGUGCAAGUAGAUAAAUAGGGACCGCUUACCAGCGGGAAGGUAAACAGCGUUCCAUGUGCUGUGCUGGCUCGCCAGAUGCAGCUUGUCACGCUGGCCACUUGACCCAGAAGUGUCUGCGGACAGCGCUGGCUCCUGGCCUAUAGUGUGAGAUGAGCGCACAACCCUAGAGUCUGGCAAGACUGGCCCGUAUGGGCAGGGGUACCUUUACCUUUACCUUAAGCUGUUUCAUAGGCUUCCUAAUAGACUGCUGUUCUACGACAGGAGAUAACAGUGUUCGAACUUUCAACUGGAAAUAUUUCUUGUGCUUUAAGGAAUAGCAGUAUUUAACAAGAACUUUUAUUUUUAAAGCUGGCAGCACGGGCAGCUGAAAGGCACCUCAGUGAUAUAAGAGAAGAAAAUGCAUACAGUAGACAAAAGUAAGCAUUAAAAUGUACAUACUGAAGAACUUGAUUUUGUUGACGUACUGUUGUCACUGAAUAAUGUGCCGUCGUUCAGUUACUAUGUGACACCAGUGAUCAGUUAUGUGGGUUUUCUGGAAAAAUAAAAAACGAUACAUAUGCGCAGGCUGAUGUGUGUCAUCAGCGUAUUACAAUGGACGCUCAGGUUGUGAAUGUGAUCUGUACGGGAGGCACUUUCGCAACCCGCAGCACCGCGUCUGCGCAUGCACAGGUCGCGAUUUGUCGCUUACGCGCAAUGUGUGAUUUAGUGUUUCUGCGCAUGCGCAAGCGCUGCAACCCAGAAGUAACCGGUACUUCCAGAUUUGGUGCGGUGCGCAACCCACAAAUGCGCAGCCAGAAGCAUCUGUAACCCGAGGUAUGACUGUACUGACAAUGUACUCCAAAACUCUGGAUUUAACUUUCUGAUUUAACAAUUAAUGCCUGUAAUCUAUUUCAUUAACUGAUUUUUACCUUUUUCAUCAGUUGAAAAGUUGAGUUCUAGAAAAAAAUAGGGAAGAAGUUAGUUUAUUAACAUGUUCUUCUUUCCUUUAGAUUAACAGAAGCAGAAUUUAAAUUUGAUCGUUUGGAAAAGGAUCCUUAUGCUCUUGAUAUGCCAGUUAGGGCAUUUGGCAGAGGUACAGUACUUUUUAAAAUGUGCAUCUUGUUGAAGUGUAAAGAGAUCAUGACUCCAUUUAUGUAUGAAAGCAUAGCUGGUCUUUAUUCAUGCAGGGAUCAUUUUUAUUUCUUUGACCUUUAGCAGCAACAGCAUAUAGUAUUUUGAUUCCCAUUGUAAUUUUUGUUCCUAUUAACAAUCUGUAGAGCAUUUGAAAAUUAUUUCAAAUGACUUUUUUUUUUUAAAUUCCAUGACUGAUAAUGAAGUCAGGAGGUUGACUUUUCUUUUGUCCCAAAUUAGUUUUAAACCUAGGUGAGAAAUGAACUAUAUGUCAGCCCAUUAACUCUAACCUGUGAAUUUUAGUAUUUUGUUUUAACUGUUCCAGAGCACUCCCCAUAUGGACCCUCACCAAUGGGCAGACCUUCAUCUGAAACAAGAGCUUUUCUUUCCCCUCCAACCUUAUUGGAGGGCCCCUUAAGAUUUUCACCUGUGCUUCCAGGUGGUGGAGGAGGAAGAGGUACAAUUCUUAAAUUUGAAAACUUAACUUUCAUGGAUUCUCUCUCCUCUUAGUCUAUCCCUCCUUUCUUGGUAAUGGAUCUAUCUGUAAAAGUAUACUAAAAAGAACCCGGUUAAGAGUAAGCUUAAAUUAUCCAUAUAAAUGCACUCUAGCAUAUAGGUCAGGAAGCAGAAGUAUACAGUACCAUUAUGACUCUAUGUUCCAAAAACCAGUGUGUUGGAUCUAAAAAUGCUCUUUUACAUGUGAAAGAUGUAUUCUGCUCAUGGAAGGAUUCUUAACAGCACCUACUAGUGCUUUUUGUGAAUAUCAUGAAACUAUCUAUGCGUCCACUAGUGCUGUCCAUCCAUUUGUGGAACAGUCUAUUUCCCCUAGUUUCUGCAGCUCAUUACAGUAGAUGGGUGCCCAACGCAAAACAAAAACAGAAUAAAAGCUUUAAAAAAACACCUACUUUACUCUUAAUUUUUUAAACCAACACUGCUCAUCCAUCUAGCUACUAAAAGUGAAGCCAGUGCCAUCUUUCAGAUUCAAGAAAGGGAGUUUGAAAGAGUAGGCCUUUUAUAUCAUUGUAGCAAGAAUAUUUGAGUCUAUUUGUAUUUUAGGCUGUUGAUCUCAACAGAAAAAAACAAAAGAAUUUUGUUUUUAACUGAUAUGUAUUGACAGCAUGUGGUGAAUAAUCUCAGGAGCUGUUUCUUUUUGUUCUGGCUUUUGUUGGAGAGGAUGGAGGAAAUAUGUCAAUUUGCUGACUUGAAAGUGCAACUAUACUCAGAUAAAUUCAGAGCCAGUACAAGUAUAACAAAAUAGGUGAUAGACCAACAUAAAUCAGUACUUAUGAGCCACAGAGUGAGUCAGACCUUAAAAGCUUCUCAACAGCUUGAAUAAUUAGAAAUGAAAACGCUUUAAUGUACAGUAGUUCAAAAUAUUGCCCUACUGGUUUAAAGCGUGUUUUCUCAUUUAUUCUUCUAAAUGGGGGGAAAAUUCUCUAAUCUUUUCCAGCUGUCUUCUUACUUUAAAUAUUAGAGAUUUAAGAGAGGGGAGAAUGUUGCAUUUGAUGGGUUUGAUCAAAUUGCUUGGGGAAGAGGAAGCAGAAUUGGGCUCUGAGGGAGGAGGAAUCUCUGCCAAGAUGUUGCCAACACUGAUGAGGUUGAUGAAAAGACUUCUAACGUUCUUUUUCCUCCCUUUGCCCAGUGAGAGGAAUCAGAAUAUAAUGUAGACUUUGUUUCAGGGUUCCUUCCACCCUCUUUCAAAGCAGCUGUCUCUUAGUAUUUACUGUACUUUUGACUGACUGAACAGUUGCACCCCUCCUGGAAAAAGAGCACAAGACUGAAAUUCACCAAGGGAGCCAUGUGUGUUAUUCUACCACCUUUCAAUGUGUUGGGAUCUCGUGGUUUGGUACUCGUUGAAAACUGCAAUGACGGAUGUCUCAAGUGACUGAAUCCAUUGUAACUUGUUCAAUUAGGAUCAAGAGGACCGGGGAAUGCUGGCAUGUAUGAAGUUAGUAAUGAAAGAGGAGAGUUGCAUUCUGACAGGUUAUCUGAUCCCCACAGACCACCUUCUGACACUGGAUCUUUGUCACCUCCAUGGGAUAGAGAUCACAGGAUAAUGCCCCCGCCUCCAGGUAACUAAACACAGCCCAUCAUUCUUGGACAUUUUCUAUUUUAAUGGCAAUUACAAAAUGAAAUACUGCUGAGCUCCCUUUUGUUUUGAACCGUGCUGUGACCUCUGGAGGGAUCAUUGCCAGGGCUUUUUAGGUUCAAGUGUUUGAUGUUGUACCUAAGGGAUAGCAGCAUACGUAUGAUAUAUAUGAGUCUGAUAACUGCUUAAAGAUUCCAAGACCAUAUUGUAUAGUUGAUCGACCUUGAUAAAUGGGAUAGAUGUGAGAUUUCCAUCAGCUACUAGGUUUAGCUAGCUAUCGCCCCAUGUCCUUUAGUUUGCAUAUUCCAUAACACAAGGAAUAGAAGAUAUAAGUUGUUGAUAAGCCAUCUAAUAAAAUCUACUGAAUAAAUUGCACUUUUUUAUUGAAUGGUAGGUCAGCUGUAUAAUGAGCAAUCUCUUCCUCGAAGACCAGAAAGAUUUUAUCCCAGUCAUCCCAACUCAGGAAGACUUUCGGGACCAGCAGAACUAAGAAGUUAUAGCAUGCCUUCAUUUGAUAAAGCAGGUAGGAACUGCUUUCUUUUAGUGCCCAAAUAAAGGAGUUCAUUACCAAAUUUGGCUGCAGCAGUAAAUAAUCCUUUUCUGCUCAGAACUAAACCCCAAAGAGCUUGAAAUCCAAAACACUCAGAGCACUUUCUGUUCUCUUGUUCGUAGCAUAUCAAAGAAUGCCAGUAAUGACUUUGGUAUUUUGAAAUUAAUGUUCUUUGCUGUUUGUAAUACCAAGCAGUAAUCCAUGUUUGUGAUACAAAAAAAAAAAAAAAGAGGCAGCAAUAAAGUUUAAGAAACUUCUGCACUUUCUCUGUGUUAACUGGACUGCUAUGCUUUGCUUACCAUAAGUCACAUCAUUCCUUUAUCUCCAUUCAGCAUCUGUGGUCACAUGUGGGAAGGAAUAACCUGAAUUCAUGCUGAAAGCAAAAAGCCUUUCAUCUAAGACAUUUGACCCAAGAUCAGUAAAACAUUGAUUUAGACUUUGAAACAGACCUUGUUCUCUACAACCAGCACAGCGUUUAAACAAUGCCUUUGGUGUUUACACACUGGUUGUUUUGAAAAGAUAAAUUUUCUUCCCUGAAAUGAUCGUCUAGUAAAUCUAUACAGCAGCCUUGUCAUUUAUUUAACUUCAGUAGGAAAAACAAUAGUUCAAACUGGUUGUGAGCGGGAAUGGCACUAUUUGUUUUGUUUUUUGAAGGGCACAAAAGUAUCAAUACAGUCAACACCUCUGUUUAGUAAAUGUGCAAAAACAUACAUUUCCACACCCAUCUGUUCUUUGGAGGAAAGCUGUUUUGGGACUACUUAAUGCUAAAGUGCUUGUUGGCUAUUUCCCCCCACUUCCAGAUGGACAAGCAUCUGAGAAUAACUCAGGAACAGACUUAAGUGGAAAUGGAAUAAGAGAUCAUCCCAAUGACAGUGUAAGUAACAGACAAAAGACUGAGAAGAUCAAUUUCAUUUGGUGCGAAAAAGGUUUGCCAAGUUUCUGCUGAAUUUGACAGUUCUUUAAAUUGAUUUUACACAGUAUGUAUUUUGCUACAGCAUUAUUUAUUACCUUGUGGGCAUUUUCAAUUACUGAAGACAUGUUAGCUAAAAUAAUAGUUUCACGACUGAAUUUAUUUACAACCUGCAAGAGCAAGAAAGAUGAAAGGACCGAAAAGAAAGGUAGUUGGAAAUGAGUGGACUAGCUUUUCAGCACAGGGGUGAUGUUAUGUCUUGCUUUAAUGAACUUCCUACUUGUAGCCUUUGAGUUUGGCUCCAUCUCAGUCCUGUUAGCCCACAUUCCUGAUUUGGAUUGGGCUUCUGCUUUGAUCUGCCCUCUUUGGAGCUUGUAAAUCAUAGCUUCUUUUCGGGCUUACGUGCUUUGACAAGUUUCUCAGUGGCUUGAAAAAGUGGCACGAGCUUCUUUCUAAAUCUUAACUUGCCCACUUCCCUUUCCUCACAGAAUACACUCAAUGCCUCGGAUCAGUCUCAUGCACCUGACAAUGGAGGCUUUGGGCCUGGAAUUGUGCCGCCCCCACUGCCCUUACUGCGAGCUCCUCUAAUGCCAAUGGACCCAAGAGGGCCUUUCAUGAGAAGAGGCCCUCCCUUUCCACCAGUGCCUCCUAGUGGAUAUGGACCUCGAGAAUAUUUCCCAAGGGAUUUUGCUGGUCUGCCACGUCCUCUUCUGCCAAGUAUGUUCUUGCUGCUCUUACAUUAUUUUCCCCCUAAAAUAAAUAAUGAAAUGCAUUUCACGGGGAAACGUUUGGAAACCGCAAUAACUUGAGGCACAACCCAGGAAACAUGAAUUGCACCCAAGUUCCACUGAAAUGAAUGGGCUUAAGUUAGUCGAUAGAGCAAACCUGCUCCCAGUGUCUCUGUUCCCAUCAGCUUCAUGGAGUGGGAAGGUAGGAAGGAGGACUCUUCACAUAGACUCCUCCAUGUGGACGGGAAUCUCCUGCAAUCAGCUGAGUACAUGAAGAUUCCCCCUCCAGACCUUCUCACUCAGUGUGUAAGUUCUGCAGCUAGUAGUGGGAGAAGAGGCUAGCAUGUGCAGCUCUGGUCCUCUAUAUACCUGGAAGGCAUCAGGUCCAGGAAAUCUCUUCUUUAUGUUGGAGAUGAAUGCCUGAACGGGUCUUGCUAACUUGCUGAUGGUGCUCAAUAACUUUUAAUGGACAUUUUCCCAAGUUCAAAGCUGUGUUAAGGGAAUUAAUAACUACUUUUAGUGGAAGAUAUGAUUAAACUUUACCUCGUAAGCUAUUGUUAGAAAACCUAACAAGCCUUUCUCAGCGGCUGCACCCAGGUUUUAAAAUACCUUACCCGGUGAGGCCCGUUUGGGCCCUCUUAACUGCUUUGUGAUGAUUGAUUAAAACAUUGUGUUGAAACAACAACCAGUUUUAUUAUAUGGUUGCUGCUGGACAAAUUAUUUCUAUAAGGUAGACUUUCAUUUUAGAAUGCUCUUAGCAUCUGAGUCGGUUUUCAUUCCCGGUUAAUUGUAAACCACUCUGAAUGAUGCAGAUGUGUUAGAAGGGCAGGAUAAAUAAAUUUGGAAAUUCUCUGCUCCAAGUGCUACUCUACAUCUCUUGUCAGAUGAAGAGACCAGUGCUAGCGUAAUCUUCCACAGCAAAGGGGCCCGUGAGUUAGGCAGUCUAGAUGCCAUAGCUUCCCUUAUGAAGUUGGCCAUGGCAAGAUAGUCGUUGAACCUCACAUCACAUAGCAGCAUUUCCUUUAUACAACAGGACUUCCCCCUCUUUUUCUCCUCCUGCAGCUCCCUUCCCUGAGUUCCCUCAGUGCUCCAAAGCAGGUGUUGGGCACAUGUGGGGCCUGCAGAGGUGAGGAGAAUCCUGUUGUACAAGGAAAAUUUCUGUCCCACUUGCACAUGGACGCUCCUGGAUACCUCAAUGGGCAUUAUUGAAGUAUUACCGGUAACUAUUAACAUUUGCUGCCCCUUCACCAUGGAAGGCAAACAUCUUCCAUGGUUAUAUAGGCAUCUUGAACUUGUAUUGUUGAGAAGCUUUCUAAUGUCUUCCUUUAUUCUUGCUUAUGGGUUACAGCUACUGUUGAUUUUAAUGUGUGUGCUUGUGAGUAUUCAGUGUCAAAUCUGUAAGAAAGUAGCUCCAUUCUGAGUACUAAUCCAAACGGGCUUUGAUCAUUCUCUUUCAACAGUGAGAGGUCCAUUUCCUGUGAGGCCUUAUUCUCAAUACCCGCCUCCAAGGGCUGGGUUUUUUCCACCACUGCCACCUGAGAGCAGAAAUGAAAUGCCUGCUGAGUUAACACAUCCGUCAACUGCAUCUUCUGCAACUCCUCAAGAAUCACAACAAGAGACUUGACUCUAUUUUGAACUAGCGCUAUUCUUUUCCUCUCAACUCGGUAAUUUGCUGUUAAGUAGCUAUUGUUACUUAACUGACUGUAUUAUUGCUCAAAUUGAAGCUUAAUAGAAUAAUUCUCAGGAGAGUGCCCUGUAAAUAAUGGUCUAACUGUGAAUAAAUGGAUUUUCAUUGUACAGCAGUAACUAAAUUAUUUUUAAUUUGCAUAUCUAGGAGAUGUAAAAAUUUGUACCAUGUAAGAACUCUCCUGUUGUUUUGGUCUCAUAGAAAAUAAUUGCAUGUGAAGAGAAUACUUGUAACAAAAGACAAUGUGAAAAAAAUUAAAUGGAUUUAAUAAUUUUUGGUA
This is a messenger RNA of Podarcis lilfordi (Lilford's wall lizard), 51963 nucleotides long. NCBI's taxonomy places the organism in Eukaryota, Metazoa, Chordata, Lepidosauria, Squamata, Lacertidae. The record is from the annotation of a GenBank genome assembly.